Messenger RNA from Podarcis lilfordi (Lilford's wall lizard), 70121 nucleotides. The record is from the annotation of a GenBank genome assembly. Lineage: Eukaryota; Metazoa; Chordata; Lepidosauria; Squamata; Lacertidae.
AUGGAGAUUCAUGCUUUAUGGCUGGUGCAACAUCUUCUCUUUGCGCUGUGGGGUAAGUACAUGCUGCUGCUAUUCAUUUCAGCCAUCCUGUCAAUCAAAGGAAUGCUGGUUCUCUUUUGUAGCCGAUUUCAUGGUUAAUAUCCCUCCCCUUCUCCCCGGAAUUGCACGGCUUCUCCAGGAGUCCUGCUAACGAAGAAAAACAAAGAGUUUGCUAAAGUCUUCUUGUGGGUACUUUAAAAUUCCUCUCUGGGAAUGUUCUGAUCUUGUUUGAAGAAACAAGGCAAUUCCAUGGGCAUAGGAGCCAACUCCUAGGGAUCAAGGUCUCUUCGCUUCCGCCAUAAAAUAUUUGAGGGGGCCAGCCCCCCCCCCCCGUUGUUGGGCAUUGCCAUUCAAAGGGUGUGUCUUGUGAUCAGUUAUGUGGGGCGAGGCUUACCUGCAUCCCCUGUUUUAUUUAAGCUGGCACCUCAGCAUGGAGGUGAAUAGGAAAUGGUUUUCUUACAUGCUAGAAGAACAAUAAUAAAGUAUUUCGAGAAAUACAAUGCACCCCCACUCUUCUCCAGCUUUUUUCUCGAAUUGCUUCUGUUGGCAAUGUUUCUAGCAGCCUGCAUUCUCCAAGAGUGGGAUGUUUGUAGGCGGACUCACUGCAAAAGCAGAAAGCUGGUAUUGGGAGAGGACUCAGGUCUUUAGAACUUUUGCAUGCCCCUCCAGGGCUACGGUAGAUCAAAGGGCCUUAACUUUAAUUGCGUUCCAGUGGAAAUUUGGUGCAGUCAAUAAUAUCAACAUUCUCACACAGAAUUAACAUUCAGGGAGGGUCGCUGAAUCAUUGAAGCUGCAACCAUGUUGUAUAUAUAAAGAAAAAGUGAAGGCCCACCCCCAGUCAAAACUCACAUGCUCCAAAGAAAGUCCUUUCUCCAAAUCAAAUCAUUAUCACUCCGUGGCUGAUUUAUUUAGCAGUUUAUCUCCUUGGUCCAGAACAUGCCUGUAGAUUAACUCCAAAUCAGUCAAAAUCUUAAACUACAGAAGAACUUCUGCUCGUAAUGGCUGAGUCGGAAGGUUACCGAUAGGCAAAGCGCUUGAACUCAGCACCUCCUGCCUCCUGGAUUCCGUUUGGAACUGAGAGCCAGGUAUCAGGUGAACUGCGAGCGUAGCUCCCGCCCCCCAACCAUGGGGGAGGCUUACAAGCACAAUUACCCUCAAUCAUCCUUGUUUAUACUCAGUGAAGCGAUCCCCACAAAUGCGGGUGUGCCUCCACUAUGGCAGUUAGCACCGGAAGUCACACACUGCAGACAUCUUAAGCCUCCCCCCCCAAAGGGCUUUACAAUGUUUAUCUCAUUUAAUCUUGUGCCAGACUUGGGAAUUGGUAAAGGGUGUGUGCGUGUUCAGGGCUGCCUAUUUAGGGCCAUUUUAAACAUUGCAGAAAGACAAACUUAGGUUGGCCCGGGUGUGAACCCUAAGCAGGAUGGAGGCACUUAUUGCCGCUCCAUGACAUUUGUUUCUGUAAUAUUUACACAUUACAUUUAGCUGUGUGUUUUAAUGUCUUGCUUUAAAUGCCCCCCCCCAACUGUAAUGUGGAAUGGCUCCUUUGGGUGGAAGCUGAGUACAAGAUCUGGCUGUUUUAUCAUCUGGGUUAGCUGAAACAUACAGUGGUACCUCGGGUUAAGAACUUAAUUUGUUCUGGAGGUCUGUUCUUAACCUGAAACUGUUCUUAACCUGAAGCACCACUUUAGCUGAUGGAGCCUCCUGCUGCCACUGCGCCACCGCUGCACGAUUUCUGUUCUCAUCCUGAAGCAAAGUUCUUAACUCAAGGUAAUAUUUCUGGGUUAGCGGAGUCUGUAACCUGAAGCGUAUGUGUCAGGGGUUCAGAGAGAGAGGCACAGGGUAGGCAGGAGAUGGAGAGCGAGGGGGAGGAAUUCCAAGCCAGCGAGGAAGAGGAUGACAAUGACUCAAGGGAUUCCAUGAGUCUUUCCAGCGAAUCAGAGGAUUCCCAGAAGGGGCGCCGGUGGUCAGGGCCAGGGAGCCCCUGGGGGGAAGUGUCAGGAGCAGGGUGCCAGCGGAGGAUCCCAAAGUGGCAGCUGGGCGUCAGGACCAGCCUCCCCACCAAAGUGCAGCGAAGGGGUGGAGUUUCCAGUGUGUCAGAGGAAGCAGCUCCAGCAGCAGAGAGAGGAGGGGGUCAGAGCAAGCCGCCCUCCCGGAAGGGGAGGGAGCAGUGAAGGGAGUAGUGUAACUGUCAAUGGGAGCGUUUGAGGUGUGGCGCGCGCGCCGCGUUCAAUUGUAGAUGCGCGCGGAAGUGCAGGGAGCCCGGAGGAGGGGCCAGGUCCCAAAGCCCGCAGGAGGGGGAAGAGCAGUCGGGGGAGUCCGCGUCCCAGGAAUCCAGAAGGGGCGCAACCCCAGGGGGCAGAAGGACCCUGCGGAAAAGGAAAGAGAGAAAGAGGUGGAGCAGCGCAAGUCUCUUAAAUUGGUGCAGAGGAGGGAGUGACUCAGAGGGGACUUCGGCGGUCUAGCGUAAAAGACGUAAGGCUGCGCGCCUAGGAUGUCAAGCAAACCAUGAACUGCAAUAAACACCUUUGUAUACAAGAAGACGUAGGCGUUGGUCUUUUGUGAGCUAAGACUUGAGGCAGCCUUGACAGUAUGUAACCCGAGGUACCACUGUAAUUAUUCUUAUGAAUUCUAGCUACCUUUAAAUUAGAAACUUGUCCAAUUGCCUUCAUAAUUAUUUCUGCAUCUAUUUUCGUAGGCAAGCUGGUCACUGGUGGCUGUUUUUGACUUGGCUUUUUUCAUAGUAAAUAAGUCCUAAUGAAAGCCAGAAGAAGUGCUUUAUUUGUCUUCAUGGCGGGUCAUCUCUCUAAGGGCAGGGAUUUGCUUACAACUCUUUCCCCUUCCUCUCUCUCCCCCCCCCCGCUUCCUUUGAAAGCAAACAUCUGCUCCACAAGUGAGAUAAGUAUCUCUGGGGAACCGAGACUGUUCAAUCCUGUUUCUUUUUUAAAAAAUAAAAUCUUCUCUUCUUCUCUCUCCUCUAUUAUCAAUUAGUGAGAGAUCUUUGUUCCACCUAAACGCUUCCCAUGGGCUGCUCUCUUGCACAACUGAUGACUAGAGAUGCAGAUCUAAAUAAAAUUAAAAAUUAAAAACCAAAUUUUCAUUAUAAAUGGUGCAAACACAUUUGUGCUGGUUUGGACAUAUAUACAAUAAUGCUAAUAUUUCCUUGCCAUUUCUUUUUAAAACACACACACAAAAAUCAUAUGCAAAUGUGUCCAUCCAUUUGGGGGGGGGGGAAUCCAACGUUGACUAGGAAUAGUUUAAAAAGAAUAAUUGCAAAGCAGUUGUGCUUGGCCAAUUUCUUCCUUACCCUGGGCCAUUUCAUACACUAAAAAUAAAUACAAAUCUUAGUCACAAACCUACAAAAUGCAACAUGAAUGAGACAAAUGUGUCUGAAGUAUGUGCAUCAUGCAGGUAUACUCACCAGAGACACACAAUUAGGUGCAGCUCACAGGAAAGUGAACACACAGGAAAUCCAAGUUUGUUCCUAUGUAUUGUGUAGAGUGACACCCCCCACCCCCCAAAAUUAACCAAGCAACACAACAAACAUGUAGGACUGUAUUGUUGACAGAGUUUCAUAGGGUUCUCAGUCUCCAGCCUCGAAGCAGCAUCACACACCUCUCACCUCCAUUCUGAUCAUCUGUCAUUUUGCUUGGCAACGAGUUUAGUGAAAGUGCUGCCUUGAGCAAUGAGUGUGUGUCUGUGGUUGGCCCGCAUCACCUGUGCCAGCCUUUCCCUCCAAAUUAUUUGGCCAUUCUGGCUUGGUCUUAUGGAAAUUGUAGUCUAUUACAUCUGAAAGACACCAGAUUGGGGAAGGUUGCCCUCCUAAAAAUGGAAAGUGAGCAAGCCCCCGUGCCAAAGCCACAGCACCCUCCAUCCACCACUUGACCUUAGGUUUGGCAGCUAGGGGCCAGUGGGUACUUCUUAGGAGCUGGAUUUGGCCCUGGGGUUUCAGCUACUGACCCAAACCUAUAAAGUCCGGAUGGAUCAAAGUGUGCUGUGAGUACAAUUAACAGCACCCAAAUACCUGCAGGGUAGAGUGAGCUCAAGCCUACAAGGCAUUUCUCUCUCUAAAGGACACAGGAGCAGCCUCUCGCUCCCAGAAGGCCAUUGAUAAAUUUGAACAGGCCAAAGUCUGCUUGACCCAAGAGUGGUGUUCUAUGAAAACCUGAACAGGAAGCACAUAUUAUAAGAUUUCCUAAAAGUACAUUAUGAAGCUGAUGCUGAAUUAGCUCUCUUCAGUUUAGUGUUCUUACUGGAACAGUGAAUUCAGUAUCCAAUUUGUCAGGGAUUUUAUGUUUUGAAUUGCUUUUAGUGUAGCUUAAACUAUGCUGCAGCUCAGCAGGCUCAGUGCCAAUGACUCAUUUUAAUAGAAAAGUAUACCUGAGCAGAUGCAGAGUGCAUUUUUCUCACCACUAUCCCUCCCAGUUUGGUGUCAUCUGCAAAUGUGACAAGCAUCUCCUCAGUUCCUUCACCCAAGUCAUUUAUAAAGACAUUGAACAACAACAGGCCCAGGGACCCCACUUGUCACUUUUUUCCAGGAUGAUAAGGAACCAUUAAUGUAGUCUUUGGGUUUGGUUAGCCAACCAGUUUCAAAUCCACCUUACAGUUACCUCAUUUAGCCCACAUACCACAUACCAGCUUCCUCACAAAAAUAUCAUGGAAGAGUUUGUCAGAAGCCUUACUGAAAUCAAGAUACACUGAGUCCACAGUAUUCUGCUGAUCCACCAAGCUUGUAACUGCAUUGAAAAGAAAAAAGAGAUUCGCCUGGCUUGGCUUGUUUUCGAGAAACCCAUGUUGGAUCUUAGUAAUCACAGCAUCCUUUUCUAAGUGCUCACAGACUUUAUUUAUCUGUUCUAGGAACUUUCCUGGAAUUGAUGUAGUUAAUGCUUUUCCCUUUUGAAGAUGGGGACAUCAUUUGCCCUGGAGAUUUGAGUUCAUUUAAACUAGCCUGGUGUUCUCAGGCCACCCCUUUUCCUAUCUUGAGCUGCAGCUCUCUCCUUGCUUCAUUUAUGUUGUUUUUACCAGGUUGAGCACUGCUUCGCUUUUGGGUGAAGACAGGUGAAAAGUAGGUGGUGAGCAGCUCUGCCUUCUCUCUGUCACCCAAUAGCAUUUCUCCAUCUUCUCCAUUCAAAGGAAUCUCCUACAGCUGUACCUUGGUUUUCGAACGGAAUCCAUUCCGGAAGUCCGUUUGACUUCCAAAAACAUUAGAAAACGAAGGUGCAUCUUCUGAUUGGCUGCAGGAGCUUCCUGAACUCAGUUGGAAGCCGCGGAAGCCACACCAGACAUUCGGCUUCCAAAAGACAUUCACAAAUAGGAACACUCACUUCUGGGUUUGCGGCGUUCGGGAGCCAAAACGUCUGAGUACCAAGGCGUUCGACAACCAAGGUAUGACUGUACUUGCUUUUUCUUUCUCUUGCUUCAAACAUAGCUGAAGAAACAUUUUUUAUUAGUUUUAACCUCUUUUGCAAGCCUGAGCUCAUUCUGCGCUUUAGCCUGCCUGACCUUUACCCUGCAACUGUUGGCUACUUGUGUAUAUUCCUCCUUUGUGAUUUCCCCUUUCUUCCGUUUCUUAUAUAUGCCUUUCUUAAGUUUCAGCUCAUCUGUAAGCUUCUUCUGCAAUUUUCAAGGGUGCUCCUCACUUUUCUUUUUUGUUGGAAUAGUCUGCAUUUAUGCUUUCAAUAUUAUACAUUUAAGAAACUCCUAUCUAUCCUGGACUACAUUCUCUUUCAGUAUUUCUGACCAUGGGAUAUCACCCAGUAGCUCUUUAAGAUUUUUGAAAUCAGCCUCCUUAAAGAUGAGAGUGCAUGCUCCCCCCCCCCCCCCGGUCAGCUUGGAAAGCUUGAUGCCCAAUGGGAAUGCUGUUGGCAUCUUCACUUAGGAAAAAUAGAUCCAGAUAUUGGAAGUUAUCCAGGCAAACCAAUGUGGGCAAGCGGCAAUGCUUUUUUACAGUCAGGCAGGGCUGUAUUUCUGAGAGAAUGGACAAGGAAGUACAUCCUAGGCUUGCUUCCCAGCCCCAAUUUGUCCUGUUAAUCCAUCUUUUUGUUUCCCCCCACAUUAGCUACUCUUAUUGGUGCCAGUCAUUUUUUUCACUCCCGUAGAUUUGUGAGGGCUUCCGUUUACAACAUGCAUCCUUGCUUUGUGCAGUGCUUUUGUUUCCCCUGUUAACUUCACUUAGCUCAUUUCCUCUGUUCUUUUCACAUCAUGUUAUGAUUGUUCUCCCUAUUUUCCCACUGCAGGCUACUUUGCUCCUAAAGUGGGCAAUGAGUAAUGGAACAAAAAAGAACCUUCCAAACUAGACAGAAAUGGGUAUCUUUUGUAUUGUGUUUGUUUUGUUGACAUAAUUAUUUCAGUUUGUGUGCCUCUUAAAAAAAUGUGGACUUUGAUUUUAACUUUAUUUUUAGUGCUUCCAUUUCCAGGACUAACCAGGUCUGCAGCACGCAUGUAUACCCUCCAGCCUUUUGUGAGAAAAAUUCAGGGCAACCCACCACCACCUAUCUUCACUGACCACUUCCUCGCCUGCCCUCCCUACCUCCCUCCUCUUACCUUUGCUGUCUUCAUCCUCCUGAAGUGGCCUCCAUGAGACGCUGCGCAACCUAGAGUGGCCUCCAGCAGAUCACGCCAGGCCAUGUGGCUUCGGUAGAGGCUGCCUGGCCUAGAGCAUCCUCCAGGAAGCUUGUGCCAGGCCGUGUUGCGUCAGGAGAAGUGGUGUGGCCUGGAGUGGCCUCUGGGAAAAUUGGGGCAUCCUGGAUUGGUAUCAGAAGCCAGGGCAGCUUCUGUAAAUUCGGGGUGUCCCAAUUAAAUCGGGACACUUGAAGGUUCUGCACAUGUAGCAAAUAUUACCUGAAGUAUUGUAGUAUAUGUGACUUUGUAUAUAUGACUUUUCAAAGAUAAGGCAUGCGUGUCUGUACAAGUCAUUUGUGACACACCCAUUUGUUAAUACACAAAUCCCUGGCACUUGGUGAUGUGGCUCACUAGCUGCCAUUCUUUUUAAAUUUCCUUCAUGUUCCUCAAAGACCUAUGCCAGGUCAUACAGUGGCUGAAAUUGUGAAUGGAAAAGUUGACCCACUCCUACUGAGAUCUCCUUAGGUAGGGUUGCCAUAUUUCAAAUAGUAAAAUUCCUGACACCCACAAAGUUGAGGGCUUUUUUUUUUGUUUUUUUGAAACCGCCAAAAUUGUUUCCACUGCUUUUUCUGUCGGGGCUUCCCUGACAUUUUGGCAAUUCAACAAAAUUCCCUCAACACCAUUUUUACACCAGAAAACCAGGACAUGUCAGGAAUUUUCCUGACGUAUGGCAAACCUUAGGGGGCCUUUGGCAAGCCAUUGUUCUCUCUGCCCCAUCCCUCACCUGCUCUGCACACAGUGAGGAUAAUACUGAACAUUUAGUUCACUGGGUUCUUGUAAAAAUUACCAAGGUAAUGGAUGAAGUGCAUUGAAUAAAAUGCUAUAUUAUGCUGGAACUACCUGCUAUCAAGACAAAUCACACAUGGGACAGACAAUCCACCAUUUUUUCUUCCCCCUGACUUUGAAUAGGAUAAAUUGUGUAUUUGGGUUCAGUCUGCAACAUUUCUGAGUAACAAGUUGUUCUGGCCUUCUUUUUCACCUCCCUGAUGGUGGGAAAGGGGGCAGUAGGGGAGGAAGGGCUAUGGAGAUCUCAUGAGCACAUCAGAUGCAUAAGGGAGAAGGGCCAUCAGCUCUGCCUCCAACAAGAUGUGUCCUGUCCCCAAACCUUUAUUUACUUGAUUUCUCUGUUGGUUUACACAAACAUGCUCCCAGGUUCCGCCCCUGAGAAUAUCUUCUCAUUGUUUCCGCCCUCAUCUUGCAUUCUCAUUUCCACCUCCCAUUCCCUGGCCCUGCUCCAUUCACCAGCCUCUCUCUGGCUGUCCAAUCCCCACAUCUUAUUAUUCUCUUGCAGGGAAUAAGAAGUGUAAGGGGACGCGGGUGGCGCUGUGGUCUAAAUCACUGAGCCUCUUGGGCUCGCUGAUCAGAAGGUUGGUGGUUUGAAUCUGCUUGAUGGGGUGAGCUCCCGUUGUUUUCCCCCAGCUCCUGCCAACCUAGCAGUUCGAAAGCACAUCAGUGUAAGUAGAUAAAUACCGUAUUUUUCGCUCUAUAAGACGCACCAGACCACAAGACGCACCUAGUUUUUGGAGGAGGAAAACAAGAAAAAAAAUAUUCUGAAUCUCAGAAGCCAGAACAGCAAGAGGGAUCGCUGCGCAGUGAAAGCAGCAAUCCCUCUUGCUGUUCUGGCUUCUGGGAUAGCUGCGCAGCCUGAAUUCGCUCCAUAAGACGCACACACAUUUCCCCUUACUUUUUAGGAGGGAAAAAGUGAGUCUUAUAGAGCAAAAAAUACGGUAAGUACCAUUGCAGUGGGAAGGUAAAUGGUGUUUCCGUGCGCUCUGGCUUUUGUCACGGUCCUCUGUGCUCCAGUGGUGGUUUAGACCUGCUGGCCACAUGAUCCAGAAAGCUGUCUGUGGACAAACGCCAGCUCCCUUGGUCUGAAAAGCGAGAUGAGCACCACACCCCAUAAUUGCCGUUGACUAGACAUACCUGUACGGGGUCCUAUACCUUUUACUUUUUACCUCAGUUUAGUUUUCCACAUCAAGCCAAGCUGUGUGCAUAGGAUCCCCUGCUCCUGACUGCCAAGAUUUAGAGGUGGUGUGGUUAACCUGUGUGGCCCUCCUCAUAUUGUUGGACUACAACUCCUAUCAUCCCUGGGUCAUGUCUAGGGCUCUGACUCCUUGUGCUCAGGUCAUGGAUUCAGAAGAUAUGUCAGACUUGAAGCAGAAUGUGCCCUUUGAGCCAGUUUGACAUGCCUGCCUCCUCAGGAAUCCCAGCACCAGAGGAGCCCAUGAUGGCAGCCCUUGUGCAGUCAGAUGAAGUUCAUGGACUUCCACUUCCUCUGCUCCACUGGGCCAGUGGCUCUGAAACAGGCUGGAUCGCCUUAAGAAUUGGACUCAUCAGAAUUGGGGCUAGCUGCUCAAAGGAAGCUGUCAACCUAUUUAAGAGGCUCAUCCACACCUCGGAUUUGUCUCCCUAAGUGUGCUGCCUGUCAGCUGUGGGCUUCCCCUACUUGCUUAAAAUUGUGCUACUCCUUUGGCUUCAGCUUUCUGUAAGGAGCAUCUGCUUCAGUUUCCAUACAUAUCUAGGGGGGAUGUUAAAUGCUCUCGUGCAGCAGUGUCAAUUAAACAGACAUCUGGCACGUAAAUUCAAAUUGCUAUUGUUAAAAUUAGCACUUUAAUUAAGAAGCUUGAACUUUAUUAUGAUCAUUUAGCAAGUAGAUUGCUACUGAAAUUUCCAGCACAUGUUACUACAUUUUAAUCUUUAGCGAUACUUAAUUCAGUUGAAUUUAAUGGAAUCAAUUUACAUUGGAAUAUUUGGACAGAACUGCUUUGGAAAAUCAUACCUAGGGCUGAGGAAAUAACUUUGCUUUCCCUUUUUUAACAUUCUGGUCAACUCCGGGACUCGUUAUGGUGUCACAAGCUCCAAGUGGAAUAUUUCUAACAGAUCUGAAGGUCUUGAUGCUGAUUAUUAUCUGAUUUUAUUAAGCAGAUCCAAAAAACGUUUCCCUUCAGGCUCUUGCUGUACUACUUUGCUACCACCCAACCAGGGGAAAGUGUUUCCUAGAGACCUGAACGCAUCAUGCCAAAUCAAAUUACAAGUUCUAUGGCUUUUGUUAUACAGUUACAACUAAAUAUUUCUGGCAGGCAGAAGUGCCCUUUCCUUAUGGGAAGCGGGAGGGGCUGUAGCUCCUUGGAAGAGCCUCUGCUUCGCAUGCUGAGGAACCUUUGGAUCCACCCUGGACAUCUCCAAGCAGGGCUGGGGAAAAUGGUCGCCUGCAGUGCUGGAGAGAUGCUGCCCCUCACUGCCCCCAUACUGAGCUAGGCAGACAACAGCUUCCUAAAUUUAUAUUUUUCAUAUCUUAUUUGAAGGCGGAGAGGGUGAGGUGAGGGCAAGAUGUUUUUUAAAAAUAAAGUUUCAGAUAACUUAUUGGUCCCAUUCACACACAACAGUAAAUAUUUGGCUUUAUAUUACAUCAGAGCUGGGAACUCAUAAUUUAUUUCACUCAAGCAAACUGCAGUUGGGAAGUCAAGAACAAACAUUGGCUUUACCUUGUGGCUUGUUAGGAACAAAACAAAUCACUGAAAUGUUUUUGGAUAUAAUGUUAGGCCAGGAAUCAUUGUUUAUUGCUCCCACCUACAUUGCAGCAAGAGCAUAGAGGGAGCCACGUGUGUGUUUGUGGUACACCAUUAAGCAUGGAAACAGCUGGGAAUCCUCCAGGCAAGCAGAUUCUGAGUAAUGCUUGAGAUUCCCAGAGGGACAGGGUGGAUGGUGUCUGGGCACAAGCAGGUCCAGUUGUGGAGGAAAAUGCUGACUAGAUACAGGACUGUCAGGUCCCUGGAGGGAGAGUAUUGCAAGAGUCUCAGCACCAGCUUAAAUCUUAAAUCCUUCCUCAUCUGACUUCCCCUCUGUUAUGUACUGAGCUUGAAUCCUAGAAAAAUAGGCUGGUAGGAUCCUAGAAUGCAACAACCUGAUUGGCCAACAGGAGCACCCAAAAGUAGUAUAUUUCACCACCCACCUUGCUGCAGAGGGAAGUCUUAAAAGGAGCAUACUCAGGCCUGGGUAUGGGUGUAGCCAGGGCAGGGCUGGGGGAGAGCUCCCCCCCAAUUAAGUAAGUAAAUAAAAAUACUUAACUAAAAGUAGAAAUUGUAGAAAGAUUUUGACAGAUUUUCCUGAGCACUUGGGUGUGGGGAGCUCCAAGCUGGCAGCAUUCUUGGCUCUCCAUGGUGGAUGAUGGCACCAUUGGUGGGAUUUGGCUGACCCUCUGCCCCACUGCCCCAAGGCUGCUGCGCAUGUGGUACCCAAUGUCUGAAGGGGGCCUAAUGAGUUGGGGACCUUGUUCAGAGUCAGAAUCAAGGAGAUCUCUACACCAAGAAAGAGUUCCAGAGUAAACUGUCUUUAGACUUGUUAGCAAAAACAGUUGUAAAUUCAAAUCAACACAUUACUGUUAAACAACUAGGAAUGCAGUUCAGCUUUUUUUAGGUUCUUGCUUGUUAAUUCAUGCAAGUCCUUCAAUUUGCUUGCUCACUAUGUGAAAAUUCACUAAUCCAAAGAUAAAGAAUCAUGCCCCGACCUCACUAUACACUUUGCACAAUCAGAUAUCCAAACAGCCAGUUUGCCCACUUCCUUGCUUGCUUGCUUGCUUACUUGAGCUUUGCUGGUUUGCAGCAGCCAUAUUAGGGCAGAAACCAUGUAGGGCUGGGAGAGAGAUCCGACAAAUCAGCUUUUCCUUUAUCUCUUUUGCUGGUUGGCUGCAGCUAUUUCAGGAAGAAACCAUGGAGGGAGGCAGGAGAGAGAUUGGACAAAUCAUGGAUUAGAAAUGUUCCCGUAGGAAUCAUAGAAAUAGUUGACUCUUUGUGUGAAUGCUCGACUAAUGAACAAUUUCCAAGGAACGCGUUGUGUUAGGGUAGUGGGACCACGUGCAGAGUCCAAGUACUAUUCUCCCUCUGGUCCCAGAGAGCCAUUUGGAUAAGCAAGUUCAUUAGGUAAACAUUUUGCAGCUUUAGCUGCACAAGUACCGUUUGCACUUGCUACAGUUCUCUGAAAAAAGCAGACACUCUGCAAAUGCAAACCACCACAUAAUAUUUUAUAUACAUUGAACAUAUAUCCUUUACAUAAGUUUGCACUGAAAUCAAGGAGACAAACUAAUAAUGAGUUUCUAUUGAAAUCAAUAGCAUGUAAUGCCACCAGCUUCAUUUCUAUCUAAUUGUUUAUGAUUAAUUUUGUUUAUAUACUAUAUUUAAUAAUAAUAUAUAUAUAAUAUAAAUUCAUAUGUUUAUAUAUGUUUAUAUACUAUAUAAUCUUGUUUAUAUACUAUUUACUAAUACUAUAGUGUACUUCUGAUAAUUUUGGAAUAAUGGAUCUCUAAUAGCUACUCUUUUUCUUUCUAGUUAACGGUCUACUGACAAUUGGAUUAGCAGGUAAGAGGUCUAAUCUGCAUGUUUCUGUUUGCUCUUGUUCCUGAUGUCUCUUUUAUAAAGGAAACUUUCAAAGUAUUGAUUUCUGGUGCCUUCACUGGGCUUUUUUGAUUAUGUGCUGAAUUAAAGAAAGAUGGCAAACUGAUUAUAUUUCAGGGUGGCAAGCUUGAAGCUUUUACAUACAAACUCGAAAUGUUUGCAAGAGCUGCUUUAGAAACACAAUUUCCCCCCUACCUGGAGAGGUAGCAUGUGUGAAGUCUGGUAUGAAGUGCUCUUUAUUUUUUCUAUGAGUGCUGUGACUGGGAAUUUGACAUGUAUCUCCGUAUGCAAAGAAAAAGGAAAAAGCCAACCAUACUUCACAAAUGAGGGCUUUCACAUUUCAUCCUAUACAGAUUUAAUAUGAAGCGGCCACAAUGAUGGGAAGGAUUGGUGCCAUUCCCAUAAACAGGUCUUCUUGCAUAGAGCUGGAAUGGCAAGGUUGGCCUUUGCUUUGCUCUUGCACAUAGACACAUUCACAAAGAAUGAUCUGGAUUGUUGCAUAUGCUGAAUCAAAUGUCACUCAACAGUGACAAAAAUCAUACUAUAAAAUAAGGGGCCUGAUCCUGUUGCUUUUAAUGCCUAAAUAGGGCAAAACAGUGACUUGAAUCCCAGGCAGGGGUGCCGACUUGCCCCCAACAUUGGGGGCUUGGUCAUGUGAUGCCGCCUGGUGUGCGCUGGGUGGGGGCUAUCUUUGCUUCACUCGUCCCAGCUGCAGUUCCGCUCCUGGGCUCCCAGGCUACGGCUGGGAGGAGCAAGUGCAGAGAUUGCCCUCUGCACUUGUCCCAGUCACCUUCUGGCUCCUAGGCUGCUGGCCGGAGGCUGGGGUGUGCAGAGGGCACCUGGCAGUGGCAGGAAGUAAUAGCCCCCUCAAUAUUGGAGGGGGUGCUGCCCCCUGCCCAAAAAUAUUGGGGGAGCUGACUUAUUCAGACUGAUUUAUAGUGGGGCUUUUUCCUGUGUGUAGAUCCACCCCCAAUAUAAGAUAAGAAAUCCUACCCUACUAUAGUCUCCAGCUUCUAUUAAGGCAAAAAUAGACAUCAUUAUGCAUUAUUUACAGAUUUUGGUCAGAAACAGAGUUGUAAACCAGGAGCAGAGCAGAGCAGAGCACUCUACUGCCUGAGCCUUAAGGAACCAAAAUAACCACACUAGAACAAUGAAAUAGUAACUAUGCAGUUCAUGGUACAUGGUACAUCCUGAAUGUCCGUAUGCACAAGAUGGUGGCACGUUCACACUCUGCGGCUUUGAGCCCCCGAUAAGGGUGUGUGCUGUUUGGAAUAAUAUGUGUAUGGAUGUGUUUGCACAAUGUGGUGCGAGGAGCGGACUUCACCUACUCACGCAUAGAACUGGUAAACAUCAGGCUUGCAAGGAAAUUAGAGAUAACGAGAGGGUUUCAGCAGUCCCACAGUAUACCAAAUUGCAUAGCGAGAUCUCCAGGUUCUCCAUGGAUUGUCAUUGGGAGGGGGAAGUGCCAAGAGAAGCGAAAGAGAAAGGAGCGAAAAUAAAGGCGAGGGUGCAGAGCUGGUUUGUUGACUCGGCUUUGAAAACAACCCACUAGAUCAGCACUGCCAAGUGUCUUCCUGACUAACAUCAGAUCUCUUGUCCAUAAAUUUGACAAACUAGAGUUACAGAUGGCAGUAAGUAAGCCUCUUUGUGAGAGCUGUUUUGCAAUUAUUACGGAAACCUAUUAUGGAAACUUUCAGCAAUACCAGAUGCGGCAGUGGAGCUGACAAACCAAGUAAUUUAUCGCUCUGAUAGAAACAGUAAUUUUGGUAAGGCUAGGGGAGGAGGAAUCUGAAUUUAUAUACACAGUGGUUGGUGUAUUAACAGCAGAGUAGCUUAUACGUACUGCUCCCCAGAUGUGGAAUUGAUGGUAGUUACAUGUAGGCCCCCCUUCAUGGAUCACUGCCUUGCUGUGGCAAAGGGGCUUGAAUAACUCAGAGAAGCUAUGAACUAUGUCGAGCAGGGCACCCAAGAUGGACAGGUCAUAGUGGAGAGUUUUGACCAAACGUGAUCCACCUGGAGGAGGAACCGGCAAGCCACUCCAGUAUCCCUGCCAAGAAAACUCAAUGGACAAAGACAACAGACAUAUAAAAGUUAUGACGCUGGAAGAUGAGCCCCUCAGGUCGGAAGGCGUCCAACAUGCUACCGGGGAAGAGCGGAGGACAAGUACAAGUAGAUUCAGAGCUGAUGAAGCAGCUGAGCCAAAGCCGAAAGGUUGCUCAGUUGCGGAUAUGCCUGGAAGCGAAAGGAAAGUCCAAUGCUGUAAAGAAAAAUAUUGCAUAGGAACCUGGAAUGUAAGAACCAUGAACCUUGGUAAGUUGGAUGUUGUCAGGGGUUCAGGGAGAGAGGCACAGGGUAGGCAGGAGAUGGAGAGCGAUGGGGAUGAAUUCCAAGCCAGCGAGGAAGAGGAUGACAAUGACUCAAGAGAUUCCAUGAGUCUUUCCAGCGAAUCAGAGGAUUCCCAGAAGGGGGCGCCGGUGGUCAAGGCCAGGGGAGCCCCAGGGGGGAGGUGUCAGGAGCAGGGGGCCAGCGGAGGAUCCCAAAGUGGCAGCUGGGCGUCAGGACCAGCCUCCCCACCAGAGUGCAGCGAAAGGGGUGGAGCUUCCAGUGUGUCAGAGGAAGCAGCUCCGGCAGCAGAGAAAGGAGGGCGGUCAGAGCAAGCCGCCCUCCCGGAAGGGGAGGGGAGCAGUGAAGGGAGUAGUGUAACUGUCAAAAGGAAAGUUAGAGGUUUGGCGCGCGCGCCUAGUUCAAAUGUAGAGGCGCGGGGAAGUACAGGGAGCCCGGAGGAGGGGCCAGGUCCCAAAGCCCGCAGGAGGGGGGAAGAGCAGUCUGAUUCCGCGUCAGAGGAAUCCAGGAGGGGCGAAACCCCAGCGGGCAGAAGGACCCUGCGGAAAGGAAGGAGAGAAAGAGGUGGAGCAGCGCAAGCCUCUUAAAUUGGUGCAGGGGAGGGACCGGAUUCAGAGGGGACUUCAGCGGUCUAAGCGUAAGAGACGUAAGGCUGCGCGCCUAGGAUGUCAAGCAAACAAUGAACUGCAAUAAACACCUUUGUAUAUAAGAAGACAUAGGCGUUGGUCUUUUGUGAGCUGAGACUUGAGGCAGCUUUGACAGAUGUGGUCAAAAAUGAGAUGGCAAGAAUAAAUAUUGACAUCCUGGGCAUCAGUGAACUAAAAUGGAAUGGGCGAAUUCAGUUCGGAUGACCAUCAUAUCUACUACAGUAUGGGCAAGAAUCCCAUAAAAGAAAUGGAGUGGCCCUCAUAGUUAACAAAAGAGUGGCGAGAGCUGUACUGGGAUGCAAUCUCAAAAAUGAUAGAAUGAUCUUGAUACGAAUCCAAGGCAGACCAUUUAACAUCACAGUAAUCCAAGUUUAUGCACCAACUACUGGAGCUGAAGAAACUGAAAUUGACCAAUUCUGUGAAGACUUACAACACCUUAUAGAAGUGACACCAAAGAAGGAUGUUCUUUUCUUUUCUUUUCUUUUUUAAAUGAUAUUUAUUGGAAUUUUUUUUUUUAAAUUACAUACACACAAAAGACAAGACAGAAAAAAAUAAAAAAAAUAAAACCAUCACUCUCAAAUUCUCCACUUUCAGUACCUUCUUUCUUUGACCUCGUCCUCCUCCUCCCUUUUCUUGUAUCCUGAUUAAUAAUAAUCACAGCAAAUCCUUUCCAUAAUUCAUAGUAUUCUGUCAUUACAUUACCUUAAUGUAUUUUCAUCUUAUCUUAUAAAAAAAACACCUUAAAGUUUAAAACUUAAAUCUUAUUUUUACCAACUUCUCCUAGCCAUAACAUUCUUAACAAAUUCUUUAGACAUUUUUACAAGAGCCAAGUAAUUUCAUUUCAACAUUUUUCUAGCAUUCAUCAAUUUUAUAGAACAAUCCUAAUGAUAAAAAAAAAGAAAUAAACAAUCCAAUCUUCAUCCAGCGUCCCUUCCUCCUGGUCCCGGGUUUUGUCAGUCCUUUUUAUCUUAUUAGUCUAGCACAUUAACCUGGUAAUCUUAUAUCCAAGCCCUCAAGUCUCUUCCAUGUCGCUUCCGCAGCUCUUCUUCAUAUUUUCCUUUCAUUCGUGGGAACUCCAGCUUGGUAAUGUUUUUGACCCUUUUCAACAAAUCAGCCCCUUUUCCAUAGUCCAGACUAGACUCCAUGUGGUAUUUAAAAACAAGUUUCAGAUUCCCUCCAAAAUUGAGAGCCCCCACAGCUCCAAACAUCUGACGGUCCAUUGCCAGACUCGAAAAGUCCAAAUUUCCCUGUAUAGGGGGGUCUGUCCAACCCCCCAUUUCCAAACCAAACCAAACUUUAUCUUUCCAAGUCUGGUUUUUUCCAAGUUCAUUUGUCAAAUCCAAAAAUUUAUGUUCCUGCUGGGCCGCAGCUCCCUCCGUCUCUGGCGCCCAAGAUUCAGCAGCAUCCUCUUCUCUCACUGUUCUGUCAUGGCACACUCCUGUUUUAGCUCCUGGGAGGGCUCCAUAUAAUUUCCCACUACCUGUUCAAAGGUUCUGGCCGCAUUAGUCAUCAAAUCCGUCUUCUGGCUUAACUGAUCCAAUAGGGCAUUUAUUUUGCAGAGAGCACCCAGCAGUGCUUCUGAAGACAUUGUCCUGCAAGGUCACAAAUCCUUUGCCACGGUUGUAAUCUGUGGCAGCUGCAAGCUCCCAGGGAUUAGUUACAAUUUCACAGUCCCCCUCUAGGGGGAAAUCUUCUGAUUGUUCUUUCUUUUAAAAACAAUAGCAACAAAGUUUCUUUUUUAAGGUAUUUUGUCCAUAUUUGUUCUUUUUAAAAUGCGAAAGGAAACAAUGGAAUCACUAUGUUUCUCUUCUUUUAACUAUCUGUCAAAGACAUUUGUUUCUGGUCAAUGAGCUUCAAACGUCAAUUCUGACACCCCGCUCCAGGAUCAGGACGGUGGAAAAUUACUUUGCUUUAAACUCACUUCUGCAGGUUUAAACAGCCCAAAAAAGAUCCCCCUUCUUCUCCUGCUACCGAAGGGGGGUUCAGCGAUUUUAAAUGAUGAAAACCAAUCCUUUGAAAGUGAUUUUUAAAGCUCUAGUUUAUGUUGUCUUUGCUUUAUUCUGGCUACAAGGAAACGGAAGGCUGACUUCCUGUUUAGACCUUACCGUUUCAGUACCAAAUUAAGGUAAAUUUUUAAGUCCAAAUUCCUUUCUAUUUCGCCAGUUCUUAUUUAAAGUCCAAAUGUUCAAUGUUCCAGUACUCACGGGUGGUUAUUUUAGAUGCCAAAUUGUCCCAGGAAAAGGCAGCGCUCUCCGGCAACGGCUAUGUGGCUUCGCUCCGCAGAAAAAGCAAUUGACUCACAGCACCGCGCCACUUCCCCCUCUUCGCUUCGGAGCCCAUUAGUGGGUUCCUUUGCGGGUUGGGGGGCGCUAAGGGUGCCCGCCGAGUCCCACGGUCACAGGCUUCAUCCGCCUGUGAUUUCCAGAAGGGUCCCCGCUUCGCCGUAGCGGAAAAGACCCGUUUCAUGCGGAGCUAGUCCCUCCAGUUCAGAGGGAGUCCACCAUUACCGAUGGCGCCACCCCGGAAGUCGAAGGAUGUUCUUUUCAUCAUAGGGGAUUGGAAUGCUAAAGUAGGGAAUCAAGAGAUAAAAGGAACAACUGGCAAGUUUGGCCUUGGAGAUCAAAACGAAGCAGGGCAAAGGCUAAUAGAGUUCUGUCAAGAGAACAAGCUGGUCAUCACAAACAAUCUUUUCCAACAAGACAAGAGACGACUCUACACAUGGACAUCACCAGAUGGGCAGCAUCGAAAUCAGAUUGAUUAUAUUCUCUGUAGCCAAAGAUGGUGAAACUCUAUACAGUCAGCAAAAACAAGACCUGGAGCUGACUGUGGCUCAGAUCAUCAGCUUCUUAUAGAAAAAUUCAGGCUUAAACUGAAGAAAGUAGGAAAAACCACUGGCCCGGUAAGAUACAAUCUAAAUCAAAUCCCUUAUGAAUACACAGUGGAAGUGAGGAACAGGUUUAAGGAUUUAGAUUUGGUGCCUGAAGAACUAUGGAUGGAGGCUUGUAACAUUAUACAGGAGGCAGCAACGAAAACCAUCCCAAUGAAAAGGAAAUGCAAGAAAGCAAAGUGGCUGUCCAACGAGGUCUUACAAAUAGCGGGGGAGAGAAGGCAAGCAAAAUGCUAGGGAGAUAGUGAAAGAUAUAGGAAAUUGAAUGCAGAUUUCCAGAAAAUAGCAAGGAGAGACAAGAAGGCCUUCUUAAACGAGCAAUGCAAAGAAAUAGAGGAAAACAACAGAAUGGGAAGAACCAGAGAUCUGUUCAAGAAAAUUGGAGAUAUGAAAGGAACAUUUCGUACAAAGAUUACCAUAAUAAAGGACAAAAGUGGUAAGGACCUAACAGAAGCAGAAGACAUCAAGAAGAGGUGGCAAGAAUACACAGAGGAAUUAUACCAGAAAGAUAUGGAUGGCUCGUAUACCCCAGGUAGUGUGGUUGCUGACCUUGAGCCAGAUAUCCUGGAGAGUGAAGUCAAAUGGGCCGUAGAAAGCACUGCAAAUAACAAGGCCAGUGGUAUUCCAGCUGAACUAUUUAAAAUUUUAAAAGAUGAUGCUGUUAAGGUGCUACACUCAAUAUGCCAGCAAGUUUGGAAAACUCAGCAGUGGGCAGAGGAUUGGAGAAGAUCAGUCUACAUCCCAAUCCCAAAGAAGGGCAGUGCCAAAGAAUGCUCCAACUACCACACAACUGCACUCAUUUCACACCCUAGCAAGGUUAUGCUUAAAAUUCUACAAGGUAGGCUCAAGCAGUAUGUGGACCGAGAACUCCCAGAAGUGCAAGCUGGAUUUAGAAGAGGCAGAGGAACCAGAGACCAAAUUGCAAACAUACGCUGUAUUAUGGAGAAAGCUAGAGCGUUCCAGAAAGACAUCUACUUCUGCUUCAUUGACUAUGCAAAAGCCUUUGACUGCGUUGACCACAGCAAACUAUGGCAAGUUCUUAAAGAAAUGGGAGUGCCUGAUCACCUCAUCUAUCUCCUGAGGAAUCUCUAUGUGGGACAAGAAGCUACAGUUAGAACUGGAUAUGGAACAACUGAUUGGUUCAAAAUUGGGAAAGGAGUACGACAAGGCUGUAUAUUGUCUCCCUGCUUAUUUUACUUAUAUGCAGAAUUCAUCAUGCGAAACGCUGGGCUGGAUGAACCCCUAGCCGGAAUUAAGAUUGCCGGAAGAAAUAUCAACAACCUCAGAUAUGCAGAUGACACAACCUUGAUGGCAGAAAUUGAGGAGGAAUUAAAGAACCUUUUAAUGAGGGUGAAAGAGGAGAGUGCAAAAUAUGGUUUGAAGCUCAACAUCAAAAAAACGAAGAUCAUGGCCACUGGUCCCAUCAUCUCCUGGCAAAUAGAAGGGGAAGAAAUGGAGGCAGUGAGAGGUUUUACUUUCUUGGGCUCCAUGAUCACUGCAGAUGGUGACAGCAGCCACAAAAUUAAAAGACGCCUGCUUUUUGGGAGAAAAGCAAUGACAAACCUAGACAGCAUCUUAAAAAGCAGAGACAUCACCUUGUCAACAAAGGUCCGUACAGUUAAAGCUAUGGUUUUCCCAGUAGUGAUGUAUGGAAGUGAGAGCUGGACCAUAAAGAAGGCUGAUCGCCGAAGAAUUGAUGCUUUUGAAUUAUGGUGCUGGAGGAGACUCUUGAGAGUCCCAUGGACUGCAAGAAGAUCAAACCUAUCCAUUCUUAAGGAAAUCAGCCCUGAGUGUUCACUGGAAGGACAGAUCCUGAAGCUGAGACUCCAAUACUUUGGCCACCUCAUGAGAAGAGAAGACUCCCUGGAAAAGACCCUGUUGUUGGGAAAGAUGGAGGGCACAACGAGAAGGGGACGACAGAGGACGAGAUGGUUGGACAGUGUUGUCGAAGCUACCAGCAUGAGUUUGACUAAACUGCGGGAGGCAGUGGAAGACAGAAGUGCCUGGCGUGCUCUGGUCCAGGGGGCCACGAAGAGUCGGACACAACUAAACGACUAAACAACAACAACAACAACAACAACAUCAUGUAGGCCAUUAAAUCUGCCUAGAGAAGUAACUGUGAUAAUUAUCAUAGCCGCUUACAUUCCACCUGAUGCUAAUGUCAGAGCAGCAUUUUCUAAACUAUAUGACGUUAUACCUUUGUUGUUGUUGUCAUACCUAGGCAGCAGCAAAUCCAUCCAGAGGGCGUCCUUGUUGUGGCAGGGGAUUUCAAUCAGGCCUGCCUGAAGACAGUUUUUCCUAAGUUUGAACAGUAUGUGAAUUUUGCCACUAGAGGGAAGAAUAUUUUGGACUGUGUGUAUUCCAAUCUGAAGCAGGCAUACAGGGCAAUUUCCCUCCCCCACAUAGGUUCAUCUGACCAUUCUUCACUUUUUUAUGUCCAAAGUAUAUCCCUCUUAGGAGAAGAAUUCAGCCAGUUAUAAAAAACAGUUAGAAUCUGGCCAGAGGGCGCUUUCAGUCAGCUCCAGGAUUGUUUUGAAAGUACUGAUUGGAGCGUGUUUGAACAUCAAAAUCUGCACAGAUACACAGACGCUGUACUUUCUUACGUUAAAGUGUGCACUGAUAAUGUAACAAUGGAGAGGUGCAUUAGAGUCUAUGGGAACUGCAAACCUGAAGUAAGGUUGGGAUACUGAAAGCUCGGGAUACUGCCUUCAAGGCAAGGGAACAUAGAUAUAUACAGAGGGGCAAGAACAAAGCUCAGGAAAGGCAUUAAGGCGGCAAAACAACAAUAUAAGCUUAAGGUGGAGAAUUGCCUAGCCAUUAACAACACGAAACAAGUGUGGCAGGGACUGCAGCAUCUAACCAACUAUAAGGGCAAUAUGAGGAACACGGUUAAGGCCGAUGAUUUGUUGGCAGAGGAGCUGAACAUAUUCUUCGCCCACUAUGAGGUAAAAAGAUCAGGUAUCAUAGCUCCUGCCGCCAGCCUACAAACUCUCAGCCACUUAUUCUAUAUGACCAUCAAGUGAAAGCUGCAUUGAGGGCGGUGAAUCCCAGUAAAGCUGCUGGACCAGAUGGGGUGCUGGGGAUAGUGGUAAAAAAUUGUGCCAAUCAGCUAGCAGGGGUCCUGACAAGGAUUUUUAACAUCUCUCUGCAAACGGCUUGUGUUCCAUCAUGUUUGAAAGCAGCCACCAUUGUCCCAGUCCCAAAGAAAACAGCAACUAACUGCCUAAAUGACUACAGACCUAUUGCAUUAACAUCUGUAGUGAUGAAAUGCUUUGAGAGAUUGGUCCUUCAACACCUUAGGACAUGCCUUCCACUGGAUUUUGAUAAACAUCAGUUCGCCUAUAGGAGAAAUAGGUCAACAGAUGAAGCCUUUCCCCUUGCAGCGAGUCAUCUGGAGAGACUGGGGAAUUAUGUUAGAAUUUCAUGUUAGAAUGUUGUUUAUUGAUUAAAGCUUGGCUAUUAAUACCAUCCUUCCAGACAUUCUUAUCAAAAAGCUGAUGGAACUAGACCUUUCUUCUACCAUCUGUGACUGGAUUAAAGACUGAUUGAGGGAUCGGACACAAACAGUGAGGAUUGGGCCUGUUGCAUCUACCUCCCUGAAGCUCAGCACUGGCACCCCACAGGGACGUGUGCCAAGUCCCUACCUCUACUUGUUGUAUACAUAUGACUGUAUUUCAUCUGAUCCACCCACUGUAAUUAUUAAGUUUGCAGAUGAUACUACCGUAAUGGGUCUAAUUACAGGUGGAGAUGAAUCAGUGUACGGGGGGAGGUUCAAAAAGUAUCUACAUCCGGGUCAGCAACCUUUUUCAGCCGUGGUCUGGUCCACCGUCCCUCAGACCAUGUGGUGGGCUGGACUAUAUUUUGAAAAAAACAAAAACAAUUUCCUAUGCCUCACAAAUAAUCCAGAGAUGCAUUUUAAAUAAAGCACACAUUCUACUCAUGUAAAAACACCAGGCAGGCCCCACAAACAACCCAGGGAUGCAUUUUAAAUAAAAGGACACAUUCUACUCAUGUAAAAACACGCUGAUUCCCCAACCGUCCGCGGGCCGGAUUGAGAAGGUGAUUGGGUCGCAUCCGGCCCUCGGACGUUAGGUUGCCUGAUCUACCCUGUUAAGUUGUGGGUGAACAUAUCAGACGACACAGUAAUUCUUCAAACAGCUCUUGUUUAUUCAGAGGCCAGAACAGAACUGAGCUGAAGGGUUCAGUCAGCCUGCUUAUAUAGAGCUCCAGUACACAUAAUUGUGACAACUUUCUAAAACUAUCCAAUCACUGAACGUCACUUUCGAUCCUUCAUUUGCAUAACUAUCUACAGUAUCCCCCUGCUGGCCCAGGGUGAGAACUUCAGUACAUAACACCCCUCCCCACCGAGAUAAGGCGUUAGUUACAAUUGUAAUGGUUUCCUUAUAUACAGCACUACACGUAAUGGUUCAGUUAGGCACAAAAGCAUAUCGGUUACAUUUCACAUACUUCCAUUAGACCAACAGUAUUACAUGUCCAACAACAUAGUCCUUUAAAUAAGUUGGGCGCUUGGAAACUCUGCCAGACUGCCGGGGAGUGGUACCCAGGUCCGGUGGGCUGCCUGAUUCUUGCUGAGGCUGUGGCGCGACCCUAGGUGGCGUUGAAACCAAGUCCCCUGGAUCCGCUGCUCUGGGUGGAACCUCCGCAAGUGGAGUUGGUGGAAUGUCAGGCACGGCAGUGGUCUGAGUUUGUGGGAAGUCUGGCAGACCCUCUGAAGCGGCUUGGUUCGGCUCCACGCCUGCAGUUUGUGAGAGAGGUGUAGGUGGAGCCUCACCAUCUGUAAGUGUCUGUUCCGGAGCCAAGAGCGCAGUUGGGGGCACUGCGGUAGUGUCCAAGUCCCCAACCCUGCGCCUAAGCUGGUCUAUGUGCCGGUGCCACAAACGUCUGUCUUCGAGUGCCACCUGGUAUGAGCAAGGUCCAGUGACUCCCACUACUGUGGCUGGCACCCAAGGAAUGCCCCCCACAAAAUUCCAGGCAAAGACCUGGUUUCCUGGAACAAAUGACUGUGGCAUGUUGGCACAGCCUGGGGGUUCGGCCACGGCAAAGUCCGGGUGCAGCCGGUCGAGUGGAGACCCGAGGCGGCAGCCCAUAAGCAGUUCAGCAGGACUCUGCCCUGGGGUCGCUUGAGGGGUGAUGUGUUGUAUGAACAAGUAUUCAGCAACCCGCUCGUGCCAGUCUCCCUGGUCCAGGCGCGCCAGUGCCUCUUUUGCCGAGCGCACCAUUCUCUCCGCUUGCCCGUUGCUGGAUGGAUGAAAUGGUGCCGUUAGGGCAUGGCGGAUGCCUAGUCCCAAAAGGUAUCGCUCAAAAGUGCCUGAGGCGAACUGCGGUCUGUUGUCGGAGACAAGGACAUCAGGACACCCAUGCGUCGCAAAGAGGCCUCGCAGCACCCGGAUGACUGCCUAGGUAGUGGUGGAGGGCAUCAGGGCCACUUCCGGCCAUUUGGAAUAAGCGUCCACUACUACCAUAAAGGUCCGGCCGCGAAAGGGGCCGGCCAGAUCGAUGUGUACCCUCGACCAGGGUGUCUUGGGCGUCUCCCAGGUGUGUCCCUUAGCUGCCGGUGGCGCAGGCCUAGAUUCUUGGCAUGCUUGACAGGCGGAAACCCAGGCAGUGAUGGCAUCGUCCAUGUUAGGCCACCAGACGUAACACAGAGCCAACGCCUUCAUUUUGAUGAUUCCCGGGUGGCCAACGUGCAGAGUUUCAAAGAUGUUUGACGGAGUCUUUGGGGAAUCACGACGCGGUCUCCCCACAGCAGACAGCCGCGAUGAGCCGAGAGUUCAUGUUGUCUGGUUGCGAAGGGCUGGAACUCCGAUGCAAAAGGCCCUUGUGGCCACCCCCACCACACCCAGUUGAGCACACAGCUGAUGGUGCGAUCCUGGGCAGAUGCAGAGGCCACAGUGGCAGCUGAUACAGGCACUGCCGGAAGAUCCUCAAUGAGGAGGAGCGAUGAAGCAGGAGCCGGGUCUUCCACAAACGCUGGAAGAGGGCAACGGCUGAGGGCGUCGGCAUGGCCCAUCGAUUUCCCCGGGCAAUGGACGAGCCGGUAGUGGUAGGCAGCCAGGAAAACAGUCCAUCGCAGCAUGCGCGGCGAGAGGACCGGUGGAGUUGGUCGAUCACUGGCGAGGAGGCCCAGGAGCGGCUUGUGGUCGGUGAUGAGGUCGAAAGUCCUGCCGUAGAGGUAUUCAUGGAAUCUCUUCACUCCAGCCACAAGUGCCAGUGCCUCCUUGUUGAGCUGGCUGUAAUUCCGUUCAGUCGGAGAUAGCGUCCUGGAAAAGUAGGCAAACGGUGCUUCUCUUCCGUCUGGAAAACGGUGUUAGCGCCGAUGCCAAAAGGUGAGGCGUCGCAGGCAAGGACCAGCAGCCUGGCUUCACUGUACUGUACCAGCACUCUGACCGAUGAAAGGAGAGCCUUGACCACGUUGAAGGCCACCGUCUCCCGAUGACCCCAGGACCAAGGCGUCUUCGUGCUGAGGAGUCGAUGAAGAGGCUCAGCCACCGUGGCUUUGUGGGGCAGGAACAUGUUAUAAAAGUUCAGUAGUCCCAGGAACGCCUGCAACUCCGUCUUGUUCUUUGGGAUGGGGGCCUGGCCUGCUGGAUAGCGCAGAUCUUGGAUGUGGUCGGGUGAAGGCCGGAGGCGUUGAUAAGAUAGCCCAGGAAGUCCACCUGUGGAACGGCGAUCUGGCACUUCUCCCUCUUUACCGUGAGCCCGGCCUCCUGGAACCUGGUCAGCACGGUGCGGAGGUGCUCGAACAGCUGCUGGUGUGAGUCUGUGGAUACCAAGACAUGGUCAAAAUACGGUACCACGCCUGGAAGCCCUUGCAGGAAAUGCUCCAUAAGGCUUUGGAAGAUGCCAGGAGCCACACUCACUCCAAACUGCAAACGGCGGCAAUGGAAUGCCCCUCGGUGGGUGACGAUCGUCUGGGCUUCAGCGGUGGCAUCAUCGACGGGCAGUUAUUGAUAGGCUUGGGCAAGGUCCAGCUUAGCGAAGACCUUACCCUCACCCAGGGAAUGCAGCAGGUAUUGAACAACAGGAACCGGGUAAACGUGCUGCUGAAGUGCCUUGUUGAUCGUACACUUGUAGUCGGCGCAGAUUCUCACCGACCCGUCUGGCUUGACAGGCGUGACGAUGGGGGUUUCCCACUUGGCGUGGUCAACCAGCUCCAAAACUCCUUGGGCUAUCAGCUUGUCCAGUUGUUCGUCCACCUUAGCCUUGAGAGCAAAGGGAACCCGGCGUGGCUUUAGCUUGAUGGGGGCAACUUGUGGAUCAAGGCUAAAGUACCUGUAUAUUGCCCCAAAGUGCCGUCAAUAACCUUGGCAAAGUCUUUGACCAGACCCUCAGUCUCUGCGUUAGAGAUGCAGUUGAUGCCGGUGACUUCCAGUCCGAGGGCAUCAAACCAGUCUAGCCCUAGGAGGCUUGGCUGCUGACCUUCGACCACCACCAGUCGGAGCAGGCCCGAAAAAUCCUUGAAGGCGAUCCGGAGCCGGCCAACGCCUACCACGGGAAUGUCGUUUCCCUGGUAGUCUCUCAGGUGUACGCGGUGAGAGUCGAGUUGCCUUUUAGACACUCUGGGUACCAGUCUUUCGAUGGUGCUCCAAGACACGAUGGACAGGGUAGACCCGGUGUUGAUCUCCAUGUCACAUGGAGCUCCUUCAAUGAGCACCGUGACGUUCAGUUUGCGUCGCGUAGGCGAGUCGGUUUGGCUAAUUGUGGUUCCAGACGGGCAGUGGCAGUUGGUGAGAGCGAAACAGCUUUCCUUGGCGGACUGGAGUGAAGACUUAGACUUGCGAGUCAGUGAAGGGGGGGGUGCUGGACGGAGCCAAUCGGCAGACCUUAGCGAUGUGGCCCUUCUGGAACACUUCCGACAGAUGGCGUCUCUGAAUCGACACUUGGCACGGGAAUGGUUGCCUCUGCAGCCGGCACAUUCCGAUUGGCCCUUGGACUUCUGUUGGAACUUCCUGCGCUCCCGCUUUGUCUGGUGCACAUCAUCGCCUUCACUGGAGGAUGCCUCAUCAAUGCUGGCCUCUUUGUGAUGCACUGGAACUGGCUUCCUAGCAAGACGCGGGCUGCUGGCCUCGCGGAUCUCCUGGGCGUUCAGCAGCUUCCGAGGCCAUGGCCUCCUCAAUGGCUUUCUGCAGCGUGAGGUCUGGCUUGGCGAGGAGACACCGUUGCAGACGGAUGUCCUGGACCCCGCAGACGAUUCGAUCCAUCAGGGCAUCGUCUAAGUCUCGGAACUCGCAGUGCAUUGCAGCCUGUCAGAGGACGGCAGUGUAGUUGUUAAUUGGCUCCCCCUCUGCCAGGUUCCGGUGGUAGAACGCAUGGCGGGCAGCAAUCUUGGACGGCUUUGGCGCGUAGUGAUUGCGGAGCUUCUCUUGAAUUGUGUCCCACGGUGCUGCUUGGACUGCUUCAGGUGUAAGCAAUGCUCGGGCUGUCUCAAACACCUCAGGCCCACAGAGGCUGAGGAAUAGGCCCCGCUUCCGCUCCUGUGAUACUUCUGUCAGCUCGUUGGCUUGGAGGUAGCAGUUGAACCGAGCGAGGUAGGUGUCCCAUGAUUCAGAGGCUGGUAGAGGCACAAGUGAAGCCAUGAUUCCGAUGCCGGCAUGGUGGGCGAUGGAUGGAACACAGUGCUCUAGCUAGAACAGUCAGCUCUGAAUUGGUUCUGUUCAGUGAUUUCGCUCAGUGAUUCCGCUCAGUGAUUCAGCUCAGUUCAGAGGGUGGCCGCAUCUGGCUGUACUCUGAUGUCCAUCGAUCCCAUCGUCGUCGCCAGUGUUAAGUUGUGGGUGAACAUAUCAGAGGACACAGCAAUUCUUCAAACAGCUCUUUUUUAUUCAGAGGCCAGAACAGAACUGAGCUGAAGGGUUCAGUCAGCCUGCUUAUAUAGAACUCCAGUACACAUAAUUGUAACAACUUUCUAAAACUAUCCAAUCACUGAACAUCACUUUCGAUCCCUUAUUUGCAUAACUAUCUACAGUAUCCCCCUGCUGGCCCAGGGUGAGAACUUCAGUGCAUAACAUACCCCAUGGUGCUUAGAGAAUAACUUGCACCUAAAUAUUAGCAAGACAAAGGAGAUGGUGUUGGACUUUUGGAGGAAGAGAGGGGAACUAGCCCUGUUGUAUAUCGGGGGGGGGGAGGGGUUGUGUGGAGAGAGUCUCUUCCUUUAAAUUCCUGGGAGUUUACCUUAGUGAAGACCUCACUUGGAAAAACAAUAUAACACAGGCGGUUAGGAAGGCCCAAAAAAGACUCCAUUUCUCAGGGUCCUGCAAAAGGACAAUGUUAAACAACAAUUGAUGACCUUCUACCAGUCUACAAUAAAAAGUGUCCUCUCAUAUUGUAUCACAGUGUGGUGAUACAGCCACGUACAGAAAGUCUUUACAGAGGGUGGUGAACACAGCACAUGAUAUCAUGGGCUGUCACCUGAGCCUGACAGAUGACUUUGCAAUCGUUGCCUUAGGAGAGUGAGAAAAAUUCUCAGGGACUAUUCACACCCUGGCCAGCACCUCUUUAAUCUUCCAGCCUCUGGCAGGAGAUAUAGAAGUAUAAUCAGUCGUACCAACAAGCUAAAAAACAGUUUCUAUCCAUGGGCUGAUAGGCUGCUAAACAGAAAAUUAUAUAUAUAUAUAUAUAUAUUAAAAUGAUAUUUAUUGAAUUUUUUUUAGAAUUACAAAAGAGAACAAAGCAGAAAAAGAGAAAGAAAAAAACAAAGAAAAAACAAACCACAUCAAACAAUACAAAUUCAAAAAACAAAAAUACACCACAAACACUCAAAAACAAAUCCAUCUGUCAGGGGUUCAGAGAGAGAGGCACAGGGUAGGCAGGAGAUGGAGAGCGAGGGGGAGGAAUUCCAAGCCAGCGAGGAAGAGGAUGACAAUGACUCAAGGGAUUCCAUGAGUCUUUCCAGCGAAUCAGAGGAUUCCCAGAAGGGGGCGCCGGUGGUCAGGGCCAGGGGAGCCCCAGGGGGGAAGUGUCAGGAGCAGGGUGCCAGCGGAGGAUCCCAAAGUGGCAGCUGGGCGUCAGGACCAGCCUCCCCACCAAAGUGCAGCGAAGGGGGUGGAGUUUCCAGUGUGUCAGAGGAAGCAGCUCCAGCAGCAGAGAGAGGAGGGGGGUCAGAGCAAGCCGCCCUCCCGGAAGGGGAGGAGCAGUGAAGGGAGUAGUGUAACUGUCAAAAGGAAAGUUAGAGGUUUGGCGCGCGCGCCUAGUUCAAAUGUAGAGGCGCGCGGAAGUGCAGGGAGCCUGGAGGAGGGGCCAGGUCCCAAAGCCCGCAGGAGGGGGGAAGAGCAGUCUGGGGAUUCAGCGUCAGAGGAAUCCAGAAGGGGCGCAACCCCAGGGGGCAGAAGGACCCUGCGGAAAAGGAAGGAGAGAAAGAGGUGGAGCAGCGCAAGUCUCUUAAAUUGGUGCAGAGGAGGGAGUGACUCAGAGGGGACUUCGGCGGUCUAGCGUAAGAGACGUAAGGCUGCGCGCCUAGGAUGUCAAGCAAACCAUGAACUGCAAUAAACACCUUUGUAUACAAGAAGACGUAGGCGUUGGUCUUUUGUGAGCUAAGACUUGAGGCAGCCUUGACACCAUCAUUCUCAAAUCCUCAACUGUCAUUACCUUCUUUCUUUGACCUCCUCCUGCUCCCUUUUUUUGUAUCCUAGUUGUUAAUUGUCGCAGCAAAUCCUUUCCAUAUUUCAUAAUAUUCUGUCAUUACAUUACCUUAAUCUAUUUUAAUCUUAUCUUACUAUAAAGAACCUUAAAGCUUAAAACUUAAAUCUUAUUUUUACCAACUUCUCAUAACCAUAAUAUUCUUACAUAAUUCUUUAAACAUUUUUUCUAAAGCCAAGUAAUUUCGUUCCAACAUUUUUCUAACAUUCAUCAAUUUUAUAAAACAAUCCUAGUAGUAGAAAAAGAAAUAAAAACAAUCCAAUCUUCAUCCAGCGUCCCUUCCUCCUGGUCCCGGGUUUUGUCAGUCCUUAUUAUCCCAUCGAUCUAGCGCAUUAACCUGGUAACCUUGUAUCCGAGGCCCUUAAGUCUCUUCCAUGUCCCUUCCGCGGCUCUUAUUCAUAUUUAUAACUGUAUUUUCCUUUGUCUCCUGCUCCUUUCACUCGUGGGAACUCCAGCUUAACAAUGUUUUUGACCCUUCUCGACAAAUCAGCCCCUUUUCCAUAGUCCACACUAAACUCCAUGUGGUAUUUAAGAACAUGUUUCAAGAUCCCUCCAAAAUUAAGAGCCCCCACAACCCCAAACAUCUCACGGCCCAUUGCCAGACUUGAAAAGUCCAAACAUCCCUGCAUAGGCGGGUCUAUCCAAUCCCCCAUUUCCAAACCAAACCAAACUUUAUCUUUCCAUAUCUGGCUUUUCCCAAGUUCAUUUGUCAAAUCCAAAAGCUCAUGUUCCUGCUGGGCCACAGCUCCCUCCAUCUCUGGCGCCCAAGAUUCAGCAACAUCCUCUUCCCUCAUCUGUUCUGUCAGGGCACACUCCUGAUUUAAUUCCUGGGUGGGCUCCAUAUAAUUUCCCACUGCCUGUUCAAAAUUUCUGAUCGCAUCAGUCAUCAAAUCCGUCUUCUCAUAUAGCUGUUCCAGUAGGGCAUUUGUUUUAGAGAAAGCACACAACAGAGCUUCUGAAUACAUUGUCCUGCAAGGUCAGAAGUCUAUUCCCACGAUUGUAAUCUGAAAGCUCCCCGGAGUUGGUUACAGUUUCACAGUCUCCCUCUAGGGGGAAAACUUCUAUUUGUUCUUUCUUUUAAAGACAAGUCUAACAACAAAGUUUCCUUUUUCAGAUAUUUUGUCAAUAUUUGUUCCUUUAAAAAGCGAAGGGGAACAAUGGAAUCAAUGUUUCUCUUCUUAUAGCUAUCUUGUCUCUGGUCAAUGAGCUUCAAAAAACGUCAGUCCUGACACCCCGCUCCAGGAUCAGGACGGUGGAAAGUUACUUUACUUUACACUCACUUCUGCAGGUUUAAACAGUCCGAAAAAAUCCCCUCUUCUCCUGCUUCCGAAGGGGGUUCAACAAUUUUAAAUGAUGAAAGUUAAUCUUUUACAAGCGAUUUUCUGAGCUCUAGUUUGCCAUGUCUUUGCUUUAAUCUAUCUACAAAGAAACAGAAGGCUGACUUCCUGUUUAGACCUUCCCGUUUCAGUGCUAAAUUGAGGUAAACUUUUAAGUCCAAUUUUCCUUUCUGCUCACAAGUCCUUAUUUAAAGUCCAAUUGUCCGAGUUUAAGUACUCACGGGUGAUUAUUUUAGAAGCCAAAUUGUCCCAGGAAAAAGGCAGCGCUCUCCGGCAACGGCUGUGCGGCUUCGCUCCACGGAAGAAGAAGUUGACUCUCAGCACCGCGCCACUUCCCCCUCUUCGCUCCGGAGCCCGUUAGUGGGUUCUUUUGCGGGUUGGGGGGGCGCUAAAGGUGCCCGCCGAGUCCCAUGGUCACAGGUUUCUUCAUCCGCCUGUGAUUUUUGAAAGGGUCCCCGCUUCGCCGUAGCGGAAAAGACCCGUUUCCCGUGGAGCUGGUCCCUCCAGAUCAGAGGGAGUCUGCCAUUGCCGAUGGCGCCACCCCGGAAGUCCCCUAAACAGAAAAUAAUAUAGUGCAACUGACUUUUGGGGUUGGUGUUUUGUGCGACAAGCACACAGAGUGCAAUAAGAUUGAGUGUUUGUGGGGGGGGGGAGGCUCGGUUAAUUUCAUUGUACACAGGUUGUACAUUGACAAUAAAGGUAUUAUUAUUAUAUGUAACAGAAGCAUCUUCACCUCCAUCGUCCAAAACCAGACACUGAGGUCCACCUCUGAGGGCCUUCUGCUGGUUCCCUCAUUGCCAAAUGUGAGGUUACAAGGAACCAGGCAGAAGGCCUUUUGGUAGUGUCACCUGCCCUGUGGAAUGCUGUCCCAGCUGAUGUCAAACAGAUAAACAGCUAUGUGAUUAUUAUUAUUAUUAGACAUUCAGGAAAGUUUUUAGUGUGUGAUGUUGUAUUGUGCUUUUACUAUUUUUUGGUGGGACAUGGUUGGGGCAACCCAGUCAGAUGGGCGGUGUCAGAUGGCAAUGGUGGUUGCUCGUGAGUCAGGACUCCGACCUGUCUUUUUCAGAUUUUUAUUUUGGUGCAAAACUAUUUAUAGUGCAGAGCCACAAGUUCAUGUCUGCCUCAAUCGCUAGCAGAAUCUGGGAGUGGUUUUUUCCGGGACCUCCCCCAGCAUAAGAGCUUCAUCACCCCCAGCCUUUUCCUUCCUUCUUUGCAUUUUACACCUCUGCGCAGGGUGGGUGACGGAAGGGGCGUGCUUCCCUCCUGGCCGGCUUGGCCAGGAGCGGUGCUGAGGCUCCCAGCAGCAUCCUUCGGUCCUUUCCCCUUUUCCCCACUGGAGGUGGGGCUUUCCUCACCACAGGAAGAGGAACUCCUUUGCAAGAUUUUCAGAGGUUCCCUGUAACCCAACUGCCCCUCUGCUUCCCUACCCUGUUCCGAUGGCAAGCCCCUGAAAGGCAGCAUAGAAAUAACAACAACAACAUGCUUGACAAUGAGUUAUCAGGAACAUGCAUGUACUGUACUAUCAAUAAAGCUAAUGAAUAUUUGCAUAUAAAUUUACAAUUCUAAAUAUUCAACAAGAUAAAAAAAAUCCAGACCUAGUUAAUUUCUACCUUUCAUUCUUAGAGAGUGCAUAUUUUUGAAAUAUCUGUGAUAGAUAGAUGAAGCUAGAUAAUCUCUGUUGCAGGUAAUAAAAGUAUCAUUUUCUACAUGACUGGAAGUCCCCUCACCUAUUCUUUAGUAGCUGACAACCGCUUUUUAAGUGCUGCACAGAUACAAUAAACAGUGGUUCCUGGGAUUUAAAAGCAUGGAUAUGGAAACAUAGAUUUUUAAUAUAAUACAUCUGUUAAAAUCUAGUCAGAUUAUGUCUUGGCCUGCAGUACAGCCCAAAGCCAGGUAUAAUUGCUCCCUUUCUGCUUUUUUUUUUAAUGAAGGAUUUAAGGCAUGCAGAAAUACUUUGGAUGAAACAAGUGGUCCAAUUUAUGUAUUUCUGAGGAAUGUUUUUCCACUGCUGAGAAUACAGCAAUGUGAAAGGAUUGCAUUGGUGUUUCCCUGCCUGCCCCUCCCCCACUUCAUGCAGCACUUUCAUGGAGUGGCAAGUCUUACUACCACCACCAAUGGCUGGUUAUGGCGUGUAAGUGACAUUUGCUACGGAGAUUCUGUUUCCUCCACAAGACCUGCAUGUGCAGGAGCCCUGCCCUCUUUUCCAUCUGAGAUGAGACCAUGAGAAGUCUGUCCCCUGCCUAUGCUACAUUUGACAGGCCAGGGCAGACUGAAGCAGCCACUGCAGGUUUGUUGUGAGCCGUGGGAAGCUGGCUUGGGCUGCUCCAGAGGCCUCCGCCCUACAUGCUUGAACUCUUCCCUGUCUCCAAGGCAAUGGAGUGGAGGGAGAGGAAAAAUCCCUGAGCACCAAGCAGGACGCCCUUUCCCAGCUCCUGCCACAUCCCCGUUGGGAGCCAGGCAAUGUGAGAGCCCCCAGUUCUGCUGCCUCCCCCAGAAUGCCCCAAUCCUCUUCUGCCUGCUCAGUUUUUCACCGAUGCCCAGCAGCCCUGGUGCCAGGCAAGUGCCCAGGCUCUCAGGCAGGCAGGCAGAUGGGCAGCCCUCUCUCCUCCCUCCCUCUCUCAUCUUUCUCCUCCUCCUCCUUGUCCACCACCACAGCUGCUGCUUCUGCUGCCUUCCCUUCUCCCUCCCCUUGCCAGAAAUGCCCAGGGAGAGUGAGUACCAGCACCUUCCCCCCCCCCUAGAAAAAAAAGCACUGGUAGAAGGUGACUCCUUACUGAGGGGGACAGAGGCAGCAGUGUGCAGAGGUAGCAGGAUGUCCUGGGUGCAACGAUUCAAGAAGUGACAGAGAAGUUGCCAAGGCCCACUGGCCACAACUCCUCCCUUCUGAUCCAUGUGCAUUCAAAUGAUACUGCCAUCCCUUGAUGUGUAGCAAGGAACUAUGAGACUCUGGGCUGGAAGCUCAAGGACCUUGGGGCACAGAUUCUUUUCUUUUUAAAAAAAAAUUAUUACUUUCAAUGUGAAAUAACAACAAAAAUUACAAACAUUGAAUCCAAAAUAAUACUAUUCAAACAAGAUAGAAAAAGAGAACACAAAAAACAAAACAAAAAACAAAAGACAAAGCAGACAUCUACAAAUAAAACCAUAUCUUCAUUCUAAUUUAGUCAUUACAUACAAAUACACAUAUUGACUUCCUUCCUUUGUUCUAAGUGUUGGCUAUUUGCAGAUUAGUUGCGCUGCAGAAAGCUAGCUAGGGAGAACACACAUUACAAGGAACGCAAAAUAACUUUAGCAAGGUUUUAAUAACAAAAACAAAAACUCCUUUUACACUAAAUACAUCAACAAGCAUGACCGACCCAACCACCAGGGUACUGAGAGAGCUAGGUGCUGACACAGCUUAAUUAACACAACUUAACAGCACCUGCUUCACAGCUGUAAAACUGGGUCACGUUAUUUGCUCUGGCCCUUAAAGACAUACACAUCUUGUGGAACAAUAAUGAACCUUCAAAUUUAAAGAGACCAUUCAACACUAAGACCUCAAAUUUUUUACUUUUUCUAAAUUGUUUUGUCUAAUAUAGAUUACUUCUGUCUUCUGUCUGCGUCUGCGCAGAUGCGAUUUCCGGCACCAUGAAAGCAAGUCACCGCGCUGUGCCGGUUUAGUGCAGCGCACGGGGACUCGCUGAGCAGGUGGCUCAGUUCGGGGGCGGCUUGUGGGCUGGUUAAACGACCCCUGUGGGCUGCUUGUGGCCCAUGGACCUUAGGUUGCCUACCCCUGAUUUGGAUUCCCAUAUAAAUGAUUUAUGAGGGUGGUGUCAACAGAAAACCUGACAGUAUCAAUUCUUUGUUUAGAUGAAGUGGAUCCCAAGAAAGCAACAUAAAUAAAAUACUUAGGAGAAGUUAUCAAACAUGACACCAUUUGCAAGUUAAGAACUCAUGUACUUCCUGAGACCUUCCUUUUUCCAGUAAAAUUAUACUGCUGCACAGAUGUCAUGCGAGUCAAUAUUAUCCCACACUGUAAAAUACAAAAAAGUAAACAAAUGAUAUGUGGGGUUUAUAUGAUCCCACAGCCUUUCAAACAUAAACCACACAUUUAUUUAUAUUUUUAGCAUGCACAAGUUGCACAGUGCAGUAAUUAUGAGUUGUGAACAACAGCGAAACUCACAGACCUUUCAUCCACAUUACUGGAGCAGCCUUUGUAGAAUCCCCAUGUUUUACAACUGCUGAGUAGGACAUGCAAAAUGGUUACUUGAAGCAUAGCAUUGCUGUGAUUUGGGAUCAAUUUGCCAACUGCAGAGCUGACGCUCUUGCCUUUUCUUUGUGCCAGUGGCUGCUUCCUUUGAAGUUCCAUGCAAGCAACUAUGUGUCUAGAUUCAACCCUGGGUUAGAUCAGUUAGAUGAACUCUAGACCUAACUAGGAAGUAAUGUCUUUUGAGAUGUUCAUGCAAUUGUGCACUUGUUCCGUUUCCAGCCAACAUGGCAGUACCGCCAUGGCCUCCACAUACACUUCCAAAUGCCACAUUCAGUUUUAUUUUAGCAAACAAUGUGUGAGCUGGCUUGUAGUCUGGCAGUCUUUCUAAAUGUAAAACUGGGUCCACUGACUUAAAUAUGAAUUGACCUUGUUAUAAACCUCAAGACCCAUCUAAUCCAGCAUCCUGUUCUUACAGUCAUCAGCCAGACAUAUAUGGGAAGCCUGUCUAAUAGUUCUGUCUAGUCUAAUAGUGCAACUCUGCCAGCAACUCUGCUAGGUGUUUCCUGGUCUGCUGCUUAAGAUCCUUUAACUGGAGAUGCUGAGGACUUCUGUACACACAAAAUUUGCUCCAUCUCUAUGAUUUGAUUUCUGUCAAGGGAAUAAAUUAUGCUACAAAAGCCUUUAUUUUAUCAUGUCCAAAUCAGCUCUGAGACAUAAAGUAGGCAAAAUGAUCCUUUUCAAAAUUGGUUUAUCUUUUUCAAAAAAAAACAAAAAAUACCGAUUCUUUUAAAAAUUGGUUUAUGUUCUUUUGAUCUGUGUUUUCAAACGGUUUAGUUCAAUCUCUCUCCAGCGAGAGAUUGAGAAAUCAUUAAUGCUUCCUUGUUGGUUUUAAAAGAUCCUUUCUUUUUGUUCUAGGUGCACAGCAAGGGGUUAUCUGCAAUGAAUCCCUCAUGUUACAAAACCUGCCUUUGUGUGGGAAAUCUUUUCAAGAGAUGAUGCACAAAGUGGACUCUUCAAAAUGGUGCAAUCUAACGGAAUUUAUCCUGUAAGCUUCAUCUCUCUCUCUCUCUCUCUCUCUCUCAUGGGUGGGUGUGUAGAGACUAUGGAUAACUGUUGUAGUCUCUUUAAAGCAUGUGUGGCCAACCAGUAGCAUGGCUACCCCAACUGGAACAGGCAGCAAGAAUAUGUGGCACUUCUGGACAAAGACAGGAGGAGCCAAAGGCAUGACCAUGGCAUAAUGAGACUGACUCCUUUGUCUUGCUUUUCUGGCUUCCUCGUCUGGAAGAAUAAAGCAAAAGCACCCAAAGGCUUAGCAGAUGGAAUAUGCAUUCCAGUGUGCCUUAGAGUGGCUCUCUAUAAUAUUUUGAACUUGUGGCAGAACUGCCAAAAAGGGGUUGCCAGUGCCACCAGUACUUUAAAGAAUACUACUACUAAAUGCUCAGAUCCCCAAACUAAGCAGCGCCUAUUUUCCUAAACAGUUUACAUAAGCAUAUGUUUGAUUAGAUAAUUUAUUCUUGUGUAAAGUGUCAGCCCUAUGCUGAGAGCCCUUACCUGAGAGUAAGCCCCAUUGAACUAGGUGGUACCUACUUCUGAGUAGACAUGAAUAGACUUGCACUCUUAGUCUUCUUAUUAGAGCCUCAGUACAAGCAAAAGUUCAAUAGCCAUUAAGCCCUCUUUUAAGGUGUCACUGAACUGGGUUUUUUAAACCUUCUCUUAUGAUCUGCCCUCUAUGAGGCACAAUAUUAAUCCAUCGUAGCCCUUGCAUGUCUUCAAGCAAAUCUUUCAGAAUGUAAUGCCUACUCCCAACUAUAAUUCAUUGGCACAUAAGAAAUGGUUGAUGUUUACUGAAUUCAAGACUGCCACUCAAACAUAAGAAUUUUCUAUGUGUAAAGAAAUAAGUACUCAAAUUGUGUAUGGUAUUUUUCUCUUGAGCCAUGCUUCUUUAAGUGAGAGCAACUGGUCCUUUUUGUUGCUCAGCUGUUAAUAUAGCGCCUCCAAGAUUCUGAAAGAUGGCCUCAGACUAAAUCCAUCACACCGAAACGAUUUCAGCUUCUUUUAUUAUCUGCCAGAUGAUAGCUUUAAAAGCUUAGAACCACCUGUUUCUCCCCCACUCUUUCCACAAACAAGGGAUUAGGAAGUUAUGACAAGGCAUCAUUCUAUUAUCUAUUAUUCAGGCUGUCAGAUUCUUAUCUCUUUCAUAAGAGACAGAUGAAAAACAUAUUUAAUGCUGUACUGAAAAUUUUGGUCUAUAGGAAACUGUGAGAGCUUGGCGAAACCAAGCUUGAUUUAAAAAUAAAAAUCUAUGGCUCUUUUAUACCAGGCUGCCUAAAAUACCAGUAUUUAUUCUGGCAUUUGCAGUAGUUUAGUAUCUAUCGUGUUUAUGCCCAAAGAAACCUGUUUUAAAUGAGAAAGCCUUAAAAAUUGGUUUAAAUUUUCCAUUCCAUAAUUUCCUUCUGAUAUUGUGACAGAUCUCUGCAUCUUAGAGAGAAUUGUUUUCUAGCUACCAUGUCCUGUAUGUCUAGUGUGAACUUAUUUUACCCACAUCACAACACAGUAAACUGGUUCAUAAAGCACACUGUGAGCAAGCCACCAUAAACUCAUAGGCUUCCUGGCACCUGUAGCGACUGUGAAUUCAGGCACCCAAAGAAAUCCCACUCCCCUGCUCCUUCCAUUCAGCACUGGCUGAUGCACAUUGUGCACCCUCAUCUUUCUCUGUCAGCAGAGUGAGGAGCAAAGGCUCUGCAACUUCUCUUUGCUGCAACUUCCUCGGUUCUCCUGAUGCCAGAAGAAGCAAGGUGCUCUGGAAAGAUUAGCUGAGGGGGUUGGGAAGGGUCUCUUGGCCUCUCUUGUGUUGUUUAUGAAAGCAAUUUUUAAAAUCUAGCAGGGCUCUUCUCAUAUUUUAAAGUGGUCUGAUCAAGGUCUCCCAAGUGAGCUUCAUGCUGAGCCCUGCGAUUCCGAGUCAAAUUCAAGCACCCUUAUCUACUAGACCACGGCGGUUUUUGUUCAGCGAAUUAGAGGUGCUGUUUGUUUCUUCUGACGGUAUUUCACUUGCAUUUGCAGCAUGACUUGCGCUGGCAGCCUCUGUUUUUCAAGGAGAGCUUGGCUGAUUAAUGUAUAGAUGUGGCCACAGGCAUUGGUUAUAAAUGCUUCUGCAGAGAAGUUAGAAUAUUUUUGCUGCAUUCAGAUGAUUGCCUCUCCACCUGACCUCAGUUAAACUUUGGUUGUGGGGAGAAAACAGAGCACAAUUGUUGCUUAUCAUGCACCUGCAGGCAGCACAUUCUUCUGUCAGCAGGGAGAGGAAUAGAGUUCUGCAACUCACCUCUCUGCUUUUUAAGACCUGACACACAGUGCAUAGUGAACUCAGGAAUUCACGACAAUAUGGAGUGAUGGCCACAGACUUGGACAGCUUUAGAAAAGGAUUAGGCAAAUUUGCAGAGGAUGCAGCUGUCAGCAGCUACUAGUCCUGGUGGCUCGAUUUCUGUAGGAAUAAUGGAUACGACGGGAGGUUGAAUGCAGGUGAGCUGUGCAGAAGCACGCUGGCAAGCAUGCUCCAAGCAAGCUGCCAGCUAGUUCUGUAGAGGCUCCUUUUAUUAGCAGAAGUCAACAAUUGAAAACAGUAGCGAAACCACCCUGAACAUGACGUAUUUCCAUCUAAGCACAUUUCCAGCAUUAGCAAAUACAUGUGUCAGCAGGUGUUUCCCUAGAAUGUUUUCCCGAUACUUGAUUAUGUCUGCGUUCCCGGUCAUGCUCCAGCCAAGCGUUAUGUCUAGUAAACAAAUCUGUGAGAGGACAAACGGUCAGGGGAAAAACCCUGUUUUCUAGCCGAUAAGGCAAAAGGUCAGGGAAAGCCAGUGCAACGCUCCUUGACAUACUGUUGCAUGUCUAGUGUGAGGUCUGCCUUCGCAAGGUGGAGCGUUACCUCCCCAAUUUCUCCCAGUGUCAGAGGCUGUAUGCCUCUGCAUCCCAAUUGCUGUGGAUCCUAAGUGGAGGUGGGCUUGUGCCCGGCUUAGGGGCUUCCCAGAGGCAACUGGCUGGCCCCUGUGAGAGACGGACGUUGGACGAGGUAGGCCUUUGGUCUGAUCCAGCAGAGUUCUUAUGCUUUUACUUCUAUUUCCCUGCUCCAACUGAAGAUGUUUAGAAAAUGCUGUAAAAGCAUCGUCUGUGUGCUGAAGACUAGAGAAUGGCACACUUGGGCAGCUGUGCUGUAUUUUCUGAUCACUUCAUAAAUUUGGGGAACAGGAAGAGAAGAUAAGUAUUUUCUGCUGAAUCCCUGAGAGUGCUGAAAUACAUUUAGUCAAGGGGAAUAGCAAAGCUGUUGUGAAACAGAAAAAUAGAAAAAGUAUUACAGGUGCGUCAGAAAGAUUAACUUAGGUUGCAAUCCUUUGCACAUUUAUCUGGGAGUAAGCAGUGCUCCUUCAGAGAAACAGGUACAGGAAUGCUCUGCAAAGCUGUUAUAUAAAUACACAUUUUUUCUGAUUUGUACUUCAAAGAUUUUGCUAUCCAUCAGAGAUCUCCAUGCAAUCUCAGAAGUUUCUGAGGUCAGCUUUAGUCAGCUAAUAGUCAGUGGUGGCCACAAAAACUUUUGGUCAUCUCUUAUUCUUCUGAAGUUAGUUAACAGCCUCCUCCUUCUGCUCCCUGUAAUUGGGAUCACAGCAUGCAAGGUGAGGAGUCUUACACCCCCUCCAAAUGGACAAUUAGGAUUAGUGUAUUAAAAAGUUCUCAUGGAGCACCAGUGGGAACUUUUGAAAAAAUCAACAACGAAUCCUCAACAUUGGGGGUGGGGGGGAGUUGCACAGCUGGUGACAGAAGGCAUAAAUCUCUUCCCCAUAACCUGUGAUCCUGCCAACAACACUCUCCCCUCCCCCCCCCCCCGCAAGAAAAACUCCUGUGGCUGUAAUUAAUUAAAGAAAAUGCAAGAGAGAUGUCAGUGUAUUCUGGGCAUUAACGGCAACCUGCAGUUUGACCUGGAGAUUUCAGGACAUGUGUAGAAUUGCCAGGAUGACUUAAUAUGAGUUCUCUGUGGUUGUGGCUUGUGCAUUUUGAACAGCAGUGAGAAUAUCCCCGGAUUGGAUUUUGUUAUACAACCAGAUCUUGCAAAAAAUAUCCCAGCAGUAAAUCAAUCUACUCCCCCGAUAUCUUAUGUAUAGCUUUUUUCUGACAUGCUCCUAUUAAUGUUUCUAAUGUGUGUGAAGUGGGAAAUAUGUGGGAAUUUGAGAGAGAGAGAGAUUAUGGGAGGCACAUAUGUGCUGGCAGCUUUUAAUCAUCUGUAGUAUUCAAACUAGGUAGAGAAAUAAAAACCCCAACAUUAACUUUGCUUGAGUAAGUUUGCUUGAGUAAGUGUUGUGGGUUUAAGAGGAGGCCCCUUGAGCAACUGGGUAGAAUAAGUCAAACCAUUUCACAGUAGGUGGGGAAAAUAGCUAUUAUUUGUAAAUGUUGAAGGAUGGAAUUUGGUGAGAGGCAGGAUACACCUUAAAGCCUCCUAAGGAAUAAUGUUUAGGUCUGAAUGAUGCUUUUAGCUAGAAGAUGUAUUGGCAAUUUGUUUUCAAGGUGCUAUGCUUUUAUUUUUACAGCACUGAAGGGGGCAGGGAAUCACUUCAGCUGCAACAGUUUGUAUGGUGUUGUGUAGAUCUGCAGAAGGAUAAAAUCUCAUUUCAUGGGCAAAAGGAGAAAGCAGCCCAAAGUGAUAUAAUAAUUCAAUUAAUUUUCAUUGGAUAGACUCUUUAGGUAAUAGGGAAGCUAUGCUACUUUGCAAAAAUAACAGAGGACGAAACGGGAGUUGAAUGCAUGUGAGCUGUGCAGGAGCAAGCAAGCAAAGCAAGCUGCCGGUAGCUUUGUAGAGCCUCUUUUUAUUAGCAGAAAUCAACAGUUGGAAACAGUAGCGAAACCACCCUGAACUUAACAUAUUUCCAGCAAGGGUACAUUUCUAGCAUGGGUGAUACACGCGUCAAACCAGGUGCUUCCCUCAAAUGUUCCCCUGAUACUUGAAAGUCUGCUUCACUUGUCAUGCUCCAGCCAAGUGAAACAUAAAGCAAAGCUUUCUGCGAGGGAGGCAAAGGCCAAAGAGUGGGCAUGGCGGCUAGACACGCUGUGGCGUGGGGGUGUGCCCCCAUGCUGCAUCCACCACCCCCACACUAUUUGCUCCUUUUGGGGGGGUUGGGAGGAAAGACUGAUGUUAUGCUCCAAGCCUGCACAGCAUAUGCCCCAUGGGCCGCUUGUGGCCGGCCAAAGGAUUUCGAACAGGCCGUGAAAAAUGUAGCGGAUGUAAUAGAAAGUAAAGAUGUAAUGUGUGCUUUGUCUUAACCUGCCUUCCACUAGUCACGAUUGUGCCCGUCAUGUAACUUGGUGGGUGGGUUACCACUGCUCACUCUCUCCUCUUUGUCACGUGACCCACGGCAACCAACUGACAGGCUUCAAGGAAUCGUCUUCCUCCCCCCCUUGGCAGAACAAAGUGAACAGAGUCUUCUUACCAGUUAGAAUUCUUUAAUAAUCACAGCGAGGGAUAAGAACAUCUCCUUCUAACAAUGGUGGUGCUUCCAAUUAAGGCUACAUGUCCCCCCCCCCCCGCCCUGUCCCUCUCAGUUCACCCCUACAUCUGGUAACCUGAGCUUGUAGUCUCUGUGCUUUCUGUUCUGCAACUUUCUCAGCUCUCCUAGAAUGUGGAGGAGGGGGGAGAUGCUAUUCAACAAAUGUGAAUCGGUUAACCCUCUCUCUUCCAGUGUUUCUUCUCCUAGCUGCUCUUCAUCCAGUAUUUCCCAGCAAAUACUGGGAAAUACUGGAUGAACUAUGGCCCUCUGCAAACCACUGUUCUAAAUCUUUACUGUCCUCCUGCUCCUGGGGAGAUGCCUCCUCAUUGUAGCCCUCCUCAGCAUGGUCCCUGACACCAACCAUCAUCAGUCUGAGAGGAGCAAGAGUCGUAUCUUUUUACUGUGUGUUCAGUUGUUACUGCUGUUGAACCGGGACAAAGUGGGUGCAGCCAAGCACCAAUGCAGCUGAUGCCCACUAUGUGAUGAGUAGUCACAACGUGAGGGCUUCUUCCCCUCCCUUGUUCUGCUGCUGCCCUCCAAGUUACACAAGUAUCUGGUGCUCUCUCCAAGUUCAGACACUCAGUUCAAUAUUCCUUUGUAUGUGAGCAGUUGCUGUGGAGAUUUUUGGGUUCCAACAUUAAAGUUUUUGGGGUGACUUUGUAAAAUGGGUGAUAAAAAGAAAUGGAAGAUCAAAUCAGAGCAUAGUGUUUAAUACAGUCAUCAUCGUCAUUUCGAAUCAAAACAUCCUGACUUAAGUAAAUUGGACACCAGUGAAAACAAAUUAAAGUUUCCAAUUUGUUGAAAAAUCUCAGUGGGAAACAACGUUUUUUCAAGAAAGUAAACUCAGAAAAUGAGGCAGCUGCUAAGGUUUGUUUUCAGAUUUCUAAAGAAAUUGCUGUUGCUGGGAAGUCUUUUACUGAAGGUGACUUCAUAAAGAAGUGCUUGCUGAUUGCAGUUUCUUGAUUAUAUCCCAAUUAAAAAAGUGUUUUUGAGAAUAUCAGUUUGUACCGUAUGACCAUGCAGCGAAGAGUAGCUGAUAUAUCCAAUAACCUUGACGAUCAGUUAAAUCAGAAGGCAAAUGUAUCUAUUUGCAAAAUAGUUGAAUCAUUAUGUCAAGGCUGCCUCAAGUCUUAGCUCACAAAAGACCAACGCCUACGUGUUCUUGUAUACAAAGGUGUUUAUUGCAGUUCAUGGUUUGCUUGACAUCCUAGGCGCGCAGCCUUACGUCUCUUACGCUAGACCGCCGAAGUCCCCUCUGAGUCAGUGCCUCCUCUGCACCAAUUUAAGAGACUUGCGCUGCUCCACCUCUUUCUCUCCUUCCUUUUCCGCAGGGUCCUUCUGCCCCCUGGGGUUGCGCCCCUUCUGGAUUCCUCUGACGCGGAAUCAGACUGCUCUUGCCCCCUCCUGCGGGCUUUGGGACCUGGCCCCUCCUCCGGGCUCCCUGUACUUCCGCGCGCCUCUACAUUUGAACUUGGCGCGCGCGCCCAACCUCUAACCUUCCUUUUAACAGCUACACUACUCCCUUCACUACUCCCUCCCCUUCCGGGAGGGUGGCUUGCUCCGACCUCCCUCCCUUCUCUGCUGCCGGAGCCGCUUCCCCUGAUACACUGAAACCUCCACCCCCUUCGCUGCACUCUGGCGGGGAGGCUGGUCCUGACGCCCAGCUGCCACUUUGGGAUCCCCCGCUGGCCCCUGCUCCUGACACGUCCCCCCUGGGGCUCCCCUGGCCUUGACCCCCCUGGCGCCCCCUUCUGGGAAUCCUCUGAUUCGCUGGAAAGACUCAUGGAAUCUCUUGAGUCAUUGUCAUCCUCUUCCUCGCUGUCCUGGGAUUCAUCCCCAUCGCUCUCCAUCUCCUGCCUACCCUGUGCCUCUGUCCCUGAACCCCUGACAGGUGUCUUUGGUCUUCCUUAAGUUCCCUUUGUUUGAAUCUCCUUACAUUUCUAUGACAUGUAGAUAUGGGUAGGUGGUUCUCAGAUUCACCAAACUGGCAUGCUUCCUGUGUGGUCUGGGCCACAUGCCCUUCGAAAGAGCAGUUGUACAGGGUAUUGGUUCUUGAGCCAGUGCCAUUGCUUCAGGCUCAGAUGGACACUGGGACAACAAUACCUUUUACCAGCUGAGGCUGGUUAAGUAACCCUGGCCAUUUGGGGAUAGGGCAAGCUUAGUGCUGGUGACCUCCUAGUUGAACGUACGGUAAUGCAUUAUACAUAGAGCUGCCUUUUAUGAUGAUUUGGGAUCUCAGGACUUUUUUCCUCUGGAACAGCGUUCUGGCACCUCUCAGCUGGCCCCGGAGGCUGCCUCUUUUCUCCCAGGUGGUCUCAGGAGGAGUGACCACUCUCUCCAGGGCUAGAUCGUGAUGGGGGCGGGGGUUCUUCUCCCAAAUGCCUGAUCACCACUCUCAUGGCAUGGAGAGAUCACACGUGGGCGGUGGAGAUUGUGGGCAAAGGAGCAGCCCCAGAGAGAUCAUGCAGGUUGGGGCAGGGCUGGAUUCAGGUUUGAUGAGGCCCUAAGCUAUUGAAGGUAAAGGUACCCCUGACCAUUAGGUCGAGUCGCGGACGACUCUGGAGUUUGGAGCUCAUCUCGCUCUGUAGGCCGCGGGAGCUGGCAUUUGUCCACAGACAGCUUCUGGGUCAUGUGGCCAGCAUGUCUAAGCUGCUUCUAGCAAACCAGAGCAGCGCACGGAAAUGCUGUUUAUCUUCCCGCUGGAGUGGUACCUAUUUAUCUACUUGCACUUUGAUGUGCUUUCGAACUGCUAGGUAGGCAGGAGCUCAAACAGAGCAACAGGAGCUCAUCCCGUUGCGGGGAUGUGACCUUCUGAUUGGCAAGCCCUAGGCUCUGUGGUUUAGACCACAGCGCCACCUGCAUCCCUAUUGAAGGUAAUGGGGCCCUUUAUAUGUCCAGCUGUCCUUUGUCAACAACAAAUUGUCACUGUUUUUUGUGCUGAAUAUAUGCUAUAUGCGGGGCCCAUUACUUACAUCAUAGCAGCUAACACAACACAAAACACUGUUGCUGUGUGUAGGUUUUAUUUUAUUUUAUUUGUUUUUUAUCUUAUAUUUUGGAAAUGUACAUCCAGGUUUUUUUUUAAAAAAAAUUGGUGGCCCCCAAGAGAGUAGGGCCCUAAGCUAUAGCUUGUUUAGCUUAUACGUAAAUCCAGCACUGGUUGGGGAGUGAACUUCUUCAAACUCCAUGGCUUGGAGAAGGGGGAGAUGGGCAAAGGAGCAACCCUCACCCGCAUGCCCAACUUCAUACGAUUUCUCCAUGCCAUGGGAGCCAGAGCAUGCUGGGAGAUGAUUUUGCUUCUUUGUGUUCUGUUUAAGUCGAUCAAUUCCUUCAGUCUUAGACCAUUUUUUCGGGCUGCUUCACCUGCAUUGUGGCUCUCAUGAAAGCAUCUGGGAGUGGGUUCACAAGUGGGCAGUGCUCAGGAGGCCAUGGCAUUUGAGAGAGGAUUUGAAGAGGUGCUGUAAUUUGAGCAAUUAUGGCAACCUCUUAUGAUUGCACACUUUAUUGUGUCCCAAGUGCUUCUGUAUCUUUACUGUUAAGGAAAAUUCUGGGUGCGAGGAUGCUCUGCAGCUCAGCUCGUCAGGGUGCAAGUCCCUGCGGGUCUAUACAGUUAGCAAAGAAGGAAGUUCCAGUCAAGUAAUGGAGCAAAACAGUAGUCAGUAGACCACAAUCUUUAUUGUUGCGCAACAGGUCCCCACACAGAGUAAAAACCCCAAACAUUUGGCUACAUGCCCUUUUAAGACCUUCCCUCCCUUCCCAUAAUGCAUCCCAGAAGCAUCAUUGAUACAUCAUUGAUACAUCGGCAGCAUGUCACAAGGAGGGAGGGGAUAUUGUGAGGUUACAAGAGUUCACCAACUUGCCCCUUAUCAGAUUUAGUUUCCGACACCUUCUAAGUACCUGCCACCCAAAGAACAAUAAAACUAUCUGUAUAUAUCCUUGCCCUUCGGGCUUCCUGAGGCUUUGUGAAUACGUGGCCUCAGUAAACCCCAUCAGCCAGGCAAGGCUAACCUGUAGAGAACAGCACACAAGGUGAAAGCAGUCUUUUGCAGCAACAGAGAGAUUUACUGCACACAGCACAAACAUCAUCCAUUCUCACAGUGCAGGUGCUCCCAAUUGAGUUCCUCCCACUUCCCUCUAGUUACUUGCAUUUUCCCAUCUCCUCACCAUGUGAUCCCUCCACCACUGAGCCUUUUGAGAGGCUGCCCUAUCCAGACGCCUGGCUCUAGGGCUCAUGGGCUGCACACUUUUUAGUGAGGGAGAUUCAACCAGCUCUCUCUCUUCCCGUUCCUCUCCCCUUGGUUGCUCUUCUCCCAGCUCAGCCCAGCUGUCAGUUCCCGAACUGUGCCCUUCUGUGGCCACAGAAGUGAACCAUUGCUCUAGUCUAGGUCAAUACUAUCCUCCUGCUCCAGAGGAGCUUCAGGAUCAGGCCCUUGUGCAGAGGGAGAGGAGGGCUCCCACCAUUCUUCCUCACAGCAUACAAAGCCCUUCCUAUAAUUUUGAAGGAAAAUGUCACCAAUCCAUUUGAAAUUAUUUAAUUGCAAUGCUUCAGCAAACAGACAUUCCUUAGAGAAGACCAGGAGUGUUUAUUCCUUAAUGUAAAUGGAGCCUUACACUGUAUUCAGUGGAGCUUACUCCCAGGUAACUGGGUAAAGACCGGACAGCCUUACACUGCAAUCCAAAGCAUUUUUACUCAGAACUAAGUCCCAAUGAGUUCAAUAGGAUUUACUGAUCAUCCUCAGUUUCUCUUGUUGUUGAUGAUGAUGAUGAUAUAUCCCGCCUUUUUCUCUGGCAGCUGCUCACACGUUUUUUCUUUACAACAAUCCUGUGAGGUAGGUUAGACUGAGAAGUUGUAAUUUGCUCAAGGUGGCAGAUUUAUAUGUGUAUAUGACAUACAUGUGUGUCUGGAGAAGCUUCCUGAUGUAGAAGAGAAUGUCUCUAUUUUCAUUGGAUAAAUGUUGGAGGGUAUGAUAUAUUUGUGAUUAAUCCAAACAGGGAAUACUGGCAACUUACUUCUGACUUUUGGCCCCAAUCCUGAUAGAGGCGACCCCAGAGGGUGGCAAAGCUGGGUAUUUCCAAGGCCAUCUGAGGCCAUGCUACCUAAACCAACUGCUCUGAAAUAUCCCGUUUGGAGAAUGUGUCCAAGAAGAUCAAAUUCAGCCUAGGGGAAUGCUCAGUCUGCAUGUCCCCCUCUGUGAGUGGGUUUCUGGGGGCUCCUGGAGGGUGCCAGGUCUAAGAGCCUUCGGUAUCCUGAAACCAGGACUGCUGAGUUAGGACUAAGGCUGUGAUCUCAUGCACACCUGCUAGGGAAUCAAUACUAGUGGGACAAUACUAUUUUUGAAUAUUGUUUGUAUAUUGUAUUGUGUUGUAUAUUGUUUGUACAUUGGGCAGGCGCUGGGCGUUGAGAGCUGGGUGAGGAUGUUCUUCACCCUCCACAUUGACCCAGCCCUUGCUGCCGGAGCCAGGUAGGGUACAACGGGGAUCUCUGCAAGGGGCACCUGGUUCGUACCUCUCCAUGUUCUGUGCCCAGGGCCACGGCCCCCCAAAGCCACUGUUACAACUCUUGGUGGGGGACUCCACAGAUGCAAAAUGUCUCCUCCUGGAACAUGGCAUGAGGCCCAGUGCUUUUUUUCUGGGGAUGCUCAAGGGUACGCAGUACCAGUACCUCCUCUCCCCCCCCCCCAUGUUAAAAGUGUAGCACUUACUGCAACAACAUCACAGGGAUGCCUCACAGUUCCUAGAACUUCAGUACGUUUCAUCCUGAACUCCUCUUCCCCUUUUUUUGCAUUCUCCCACUUAUUCCCUUCCUACUAACAUUUGAAGCCUGACAGAAAUGACAAAAAUAAAAUAAAAUGCAUGACAUCAAUUACCAUCAAUGCCUUCCAUUUUAAACUUUGUCUUUGAAAACCACUUCAUGAUAUAACAAAGAAAUGCAGUUAGUUUAGGGAUAAAAAGUCAGUUUUUCAUUGUAGACUCAUUGCAUUCAUGUUGCCAGUAGCUCCCUAUUUUUAAUGCUGCUGGGAUUUUUUUUUAUAAUAGUUCUUGUAAUAUGUCAUUUUAAAAUGUGAAAAAAUCAUAAAUUUUCAGUUCAUAAUUGUAGUUCAAGUUUUUUAGUAUUACUUUAAAACAACCCCAUGUUCUGUCUGUGAACAUACAAAGUUAAUCCUCAUUAAGUUUCAAUGUAACCAGUGAAAGAAGUUAAAUACAAAGUGCAACUGACUUUCUCUGGAAUAGGUUCAUUGUAUGAAAUAAGCCAUACUAUGAAGCAAAUGCGGCGCGGGUGGCGCUGUGGGUUAAACCACAGAGCCUAGGGCUUGCCGAUCAGAAGGUCGGCGGUUCGAAUCCCCGCGAUGGGGUGAGCUCCUGUUGCUUGGUCCCAGCUCCUGCCAACCUAGCAGUUCGAAAGCACCUCAAAGUGCAAGUAGAUAAAUAGGUACCGCUCCGGCAGGAAGGUAAACGGCAUUUCCGUGCGCUGCUCUGGUUCACCAGAAGCGGCUUAGUCAUGCUGGCUCCCUCGGCCAAUAAAGCAAGAUGAGCGCUGCAACCCCAGAGUCGGCCACGACUGGACCUAAUGGUCAGGGGUCCCUUUACCUUUUUAUGAAGCAAAUGCUGUUGUAUCACCACUAUGUAUCACCGUCUCAAUAACACUGACAUCAUCUAAUACAUCAUCAAGCACGGCCCUCUUGAUAGUUGCAUCAUGUAAGUGCCAUAGAAUUGCAGAGUUGAACCUGAGGGUCAUAGACCAACCCCCUGCAAUUUAGGAGUCUCAGCUAAAGCAUCCAUGUCAUAUGGUCACCCAACCUCUGCUUAAAAAUCUCCAAAGAAGGAAGAGUCCUUCUGAGGGAGACUGUUCCACUGUGGAACAGCUCUUAUUUUGGACACAAUGCUUCUGUGGAUGUAGCCCAGAAUAGUAUUAGCUUUUUUUUGGUGCUGCAUCACAAGGUUGACUCAUAUGAAGCUUGUGGCAGGGGCGAAGCAAGGCUCUUUGGCACCCGGUGUGAUGUGUUGAGGGGCGGGACGAACCACCCACAGGGGAGGGGCAAACCACCUGGUGGUGCAUGCACAGCGCCACUACGUACCAGCAGUGGGGCGAGCUGCAGGUGGGGAGAUCCUCCUCGCAUUGCGGCAUUGGCGGCAGGUGAGCUGCGCAGGGGGGCAUGAUCCACCACGUGCUGUGGCAUCAGGAUGGGCGAUUCCCCACAUGCUGUGGUGUCGGUGCGGGUUUGUCACCCCUCCUCACGGAUGGCACCCGGGGUGGACCGCCCCCUGCCCCCUUCUUCCGCCACUGGCUUGUGGUUGACCAAGACCCCAAGAUCCUUUUCACAUGUACUACUGGCAAGCCAGGUGUCCUCCAUCUUAUACUGGUGCAGCUGGUUAUUCCUGCCUAAGUGCAGAACCUUUCAUUUGUCCCUAUUCAUAGAAUCAUAGAAUCAUAGAAUCAUAGAGUUGGAAGAGACCACAAGGGCCAUCGAGUCCAACCCCCUGCCAAGCAGGAAACACCAUCAGAGCACUCCUGACAUAUGGUUGUCAAGCCUCUGCUUAAAGACCUCCAAAGAAGGAGACUCCACCACACUCCUUGGCAGCAAAUUCCACUGUCGAACAGCUCUUACUGUCAGGAAGUUCUUCCUAAUGUUUAGGUGGAAUCUUCUUUCUUGUAGUUUGGAUCCAUUGCUCCGUGUCCGCUUCUCUGGAGCAGCAGAAAACAACUUUUCUCCCUCCUCUAUGUGACAUCCUUUUAUAUAUUUGAACAUGGCUAUCAUAUCACCCCUUAACCUCCUCUUCUCCAGGCUAAACAUGCCCAGCUCCCUUAGCCGUUCCUCAUAAGGCAUCGUUUCCAGGCCUUUGACCAUUUUGGUUGCCCUCCUCUGGACACGUUCCAGUUGGUCAGUGUCCUUCUUGAACUGUGGUGCCCAGAACUGGACACAGUACUCCAGGUGAGGUCUGACCAGAGCAGAAUACAGUGGCACUAUUACUUCCCUUGAUCUAGAUGCUAUACUCCUAUUGAUGCAGCCCAGAAUUGCCUUGGCUUUUUUAGCUGCCCCGUCACACUGUUGGCUCAUGUCAAGUUUGUGGUCAACCAAGACUCCUAGAUCCUUUUCACAUGUAUUGAACUUCAUUUUGUUAAUUUGGGCCCAGUUCUCCAGUAUGAAUCCUGAUUCUGUCUUCUGCAACAUUAGCUACCCCUCCUAGUUUGGUGUCUUCUGUAAAUUUGAUAAGCAUCUCCUCAAUUCCUUCAUCUAAGUUGUUUAUGAAGAUGUUGAACAACAACAGGCCCAGGACAGAACCCUGCGGCACCCCACUUGUCACUUUUUUCCAGGAUGAGGAGGAUUAAUGAGUACUCUUUGGGUUUGGUUAGUCAACCAGUUACAAAUCCACCCCACAGUUACCUUGUUUGCUUACAUUUUACCAGCUUCCUCACAAAAGUAUCAUGGGAGAGUUUGUCAAAAGCCUUACUGAAGUCAAGAUACACUGUGUUCACAGCAUUCCGCUGAUCCACCAAGCUUGUAAUAGCAUCAGAAAGAAAAAUGAGAUUUGCCUGGCUUGACUUGUUUUCAAGAAACCUAUCCUGGGUCUUAGUAAUCACAGCAUCCUUUUCUAAAUGUUUACAAACUGACUGUUUUAUAAGAUGGGGGACAGUAGUACAUGUGAAAAGGAUCUAGGGGUCUUGGUGGACCACAAGCUUAAUGUGUUAACUGUGUGAUGCAGCAGCAAAAAAAAUAUUUAAAAAAUCUAAUGCUAUUUUAGACUUAAUCAACAGAAGUCUAGUGUCCAGAUCAAGGGAAGUAAUAGUGCCGCUCUAUUCUGCCUUAGUCAGACCACACCUGGAAUACUGUGUCCAAUUCUGGGCACCACAAUUUAAGAAGAAUGUUGACAAGCUGGAACAUGUGCAGAGGAGGGCAACCAGGAUGAUCAAAGGUCUGGAAACCAAGCCUUAUGAGGAACAGUUGAAGGUGCUGGGUAUGUUUAGUCUGAAAAAGAGGAGACUUGACAGGAGUUAUGAGAGCCAGCUUCAAGAGAUGUCACAUGGAAGAGGGAAUGAACUUAUUUUCUCCUGCUCUGGAGGGUAGGACUCAAACAAAUGGCUUCAAGUUAUAAGAAAGGAGAUUCCAACUAAACCUCAGGAAAAGCAUUCUGACAGUGAGAGCUGUUUGACAGUGGAAUGGUCUCCCUCGAGAGUCCACAGUCUGUGAUUCUAUGAUUCUGUGACAGAUUCGAAUGAACAGUUUACAGCCAUUACGAGAUGAAGGAGUUGAGCAUUCAAUGAACUCAUUUUGUUGGCCUGCAAAAAUUAAUUGCAAAAAUUAAGUUUAACCAUUGAGCAUGGAGAUUCUUCCUGUUUGGAAAUAUAUCGUAAAUUUCCUCUUUAUUCCUGGUGUGUGGUCACUGCAAAAGUGAAUUUUUCUACCUCUACAAGAGAGAGAGCACUAAGAAUCUCCAGUGAGUGAGCAAGCAACAUGGAGGACAUGGGAGGAAUGCAGGUAGUCUAAAACUCAAUUUCAUCUAACUGGCUCUGGCACCAGACCAAAUGUUCAACAUGAAUUAACCUAUCCAAUCUGCUGGGAUUUUUCUACAGCUGGAGAUCAGUUGGUUUCUCUCUUAUUUCUGCUUAUAGCUCUCUACAGUAUCAUUCCAUAAACUGAGUUGUUGGCAGGGGUCAUGCCUGAUUAGUUCACAGCAAAAUGAAACUUUAAUGUGUCUCUUGAAAAAUGGGCUCCAAAUGUUCAUUUGUGGUUGGCAGUCACAAAUGUCAAGAUUUGAGAGCUCUUCUUAGUUAAUCAUCGACUCUCAUUUCCUUGGCUGUUCGUUCUGUGACUUUGGGUUGAUGAUUCAUUCCAGGUGUCUUUCGUGUUGCUGCUUUGGUUUCCAGCUGUAUUAUUCCAGCCGGGAUCUGAGCAAAACACAAUUUGCUUGACUCCAAAAUCUCUGCAUAUUGUAAAGAAUGAACACGUUUAGGGCUUUUGUACUAACACAGAAAGCAUCAUAACACUGACUCCCAAGUGGCCAUUAAGGGUGGGGGGUCUAAUUUCCUUUCCCGUUAUAGUUUCCCACCAUCUGUCCUGAAGCUCUGUUGAAGGCCUUGAAUUAUUUUAUUUUGUUGUUAAAGAGAAAUACAUGUCAUAUUGCUCUUCCCAAGGAGCACAGCAUCACUGUGGAGGUUUGCAUCUGAAUUGCAGGUUUUAAGUGUCUUAAUGCUGGCCUUGGCCCUGCAUGUGUGAGUAUGCUGGAUAGGGGGAAACAAUGGAGUGGAUCUGGCCAAGCUUGCUCUGCAUACUUCCCCCUUUUGCCACAUAUCUUAUGCUGAUCUUGCCCAGGGUGACCUUGAGGUGAAGAAUGAAAUCAAGGAGGCAUCCAGAGAAGGAAGUGACUUUGGUUACAUGUGACUUUGGUUACAUGUCCAUUCCAGCCAUGAGAAAAGGUGGAAUUUCUGAGACCCCAAAGGACUGUGCCCUAGAUGAGGCGAGAUGAGGUGAGGAACCUUUGGCAGCCUGUAAGCUGCAUACCUUUCUGAGCAAACUUUUAAGGGCCACAUUCCAGUGGUAGGUGAGGCCAGGGGCAAAAGUGGGUGGAGCAAUGAAUAUAAAUUUUACCUUCAUACAUUCCUAGGGUGGGGGACACAUGCAGUUCACAUUUGAGGAUGAAGUCAAACUGCUAUGUUAGCAGCACUGAAAUAACCUCUCUGGGGCACAAGCCUGGGCAGUGUGGAUGGAGAUCCUGGGCUGCCCGGAUGACAAGACCCUCUUGACCUUGUUCCUGUGACCACAGAAAGCAGAGGAAGAUGUUUGGCACCAGCUUGGUUGCAGGAGUUGCUGGAAGGAGGUCUUAGGCAUGGGUAGACAAACUAAGGCCCGGGGGCUGGAUCUGGCCCAAUCACCUUCUAAAUCCGGCCCGCAGAUGGUCCAGGAAUCAGCAUGUUUUUACAUGAGUAGAAUGUGUCCUUUUAUUUAAAAUGCAUCUCUGGGUUAUUCGUUCAUCCCCCCCCCCCCAAAAGAUAUAGCUCAGCCCCCCACAAGGUCUGAGGGACAGUGGACCGGCCCCCUGCUGAAAAAGUUUGCUGACCCCUGGUCUUAAGGAUUGCACUCUGGAUUUGUGUAGGGUUUACUCCUUAGCCACUUCUCUCUUCUCUCGAAUAUGUCCCACAAGGCAGUGGAGGUUUAGGAUCAGAGUUUACUUCUCCCAGGUGGGCUCCCUUCCCAGGUUGAUGAGCCCCAUCUACUCCUCACUUCCCUCCACAGCUUGCACAAUAACUGCCUUCUUGACCAUUGGACCUACUCUUGGUCUCAUCUACUCGAUCCGCUGGAGCCUGUCUUCACACACAGGGUGAGUGAGAGUUUAAGACCCAUCAGCUACCCUCACCUGGUUUAGUCAGCCCGUUGAAAUAAAGCCUGGUUUUGCUCCUGGCUUAAAGCUGUUGAACCCAAGUGAUAUUGUCAGCUUUGAGCUGCUGUGAGUGUAUAUGCCCUUUUAAUCUCCACAAUUCCACAAGAGCCCUAUUGUUAAUAUUGCAAGUGUCCUUGGUAAAAUGUGACUAGUAAAUUGUGUUUUAACUACAGGAAGAGUAGAAUAAAGAAUUGAAACCUAACCAAACAGAUUUCCAACAGAAUGUUUUUCUCUUAAGCAGAAUAUUUACAAUCACUGCAGGUGUGGGCCAGGAAAUAAAGCAUAUGUAUUGUGACAAUAAAAUACCACCACUGGGUCUUCAAAUACAUUGUUCAGGAUCCUUAAAACUGUGUUUACCCUAAACUCUGUUGACAGGAUCUUCAGUAGACUAUGUCAAAUACCUCUUCCUUCUGCUAUAAAUUUUCUUCUGCUCACAGCUGUGUUUGUCUGCAAGAAAUAAUGAAUAGAACAGAUGUGUUUGUGACAAUGAAGACUAACAAUAAUUAUCAUUAUGUUGAAAAAAAAUCUUUUGACUUUCAAUGACAUUGCUCUAAAUGUAUUUGGGAUGAGGUGAGAUCAUUUAUAUUUGGAGUUCCAAUAUUCUCUCCAAAAAGGACAUGUGACUUCCCUCCUGCCAAGAAAGAAUGGUUCUUAAAAAAAGAAAAUAAUCUUGGUAAAUUUUGCUAAAUUAAACUUUAUUGAGUAGUUGCAGUGCAGGAUAAGGAUGUGCAGAUCAGUCCUGUUCUGGUUGGUCUACUGAAUUUCAACAUGCUUCUUGUUGUUUCACAAACAGAAGAUCAUGUUUUUGCGACAGCUAAAUUAGAUCAUUCUAAAGAAUUGGAACAUUCUACAGAAUUCUUGAAGUUCUGUGACAUGCCUUUCUCUCUCUGCUAACAUCUGUCUCUCACUCAUUUUGUUGUUGCUCAGAAGCCUUCCCUGCCUUGCUGGCGUUUUGGAGAACCUCUGGCAUUUAGGGGUUGUGAGAGGAGCAGAGGAGGUGAGGAAGGUCCAUUGUAAAGCAAAAAGUCACUGUGCUAGCAGAACUUUUAGUUGGUUAGCACCUGUGAAUAGCAAAGCUCUGUGUUAGAACUUAGUUUUUCUUCAGGACUUUUGUCAGGAUUGCAGCAGGGGAAGAAAAUGUUAAACCCCCCCACCCCACAAACUAUGGUUCUGAUGAAAAUUCAUCCCCAUGCCUGCUAUUACUUAAGAAAAAAAGAUGUGAUUAAUACAUUUCAGUAAAUCUCUUUUUGAUACUGCCUUCUAUGCAUAGUAAGUUCAUGUCCAGAGAAGAUGAGCUGGUCUUUCUAUAUUGAAUAGUUGUCUUGCAAUUACUCUCUUGUUUAAGCCUCAUGUGUGAAAACUUUUCCAAUCUGGAUACAGUUGCCUGCCAUUUCCUUGGAAGUUGGGGUUGUGUUAGCUGCUGUAUUAUGAUGUUCAUCCACAGUGAGAGAACUUUUACUGAGAUGACUGACGCUUGGCUAAUGCAGGCUAGCAAUAAUGAUUUAACUGCACUUAAACCCAAGAUGUUUCCAGAAAGGCUUUUAUUUCUCCUCUGGGAGUCUCUCUUAAAAAUCCAGUACACAUUGCUUAGCACUGUGACUUUACUGCUGGUAUUAGAAGCAUAGCGGAUGAAUAGUGUCAUUUUAUGUGUUUGUCAUGAUCAAACUAUGUAAUGGUCAGGCUAUUAGCAUAGACGUAACAAUGAUUUUAAUAGAAAAUUAUGUUAACUUCAAAUGUUAAUUUAUAUUGAUAAGCAAAAGGCGUAAUUGGUUUUUAACAAGCCAGAUACACCCCCCAGGUAUUUAAAGUAAAAUAAAAAAUUAAACAAGAUGGAAGUUACUAAAUUGCUGGGGAAAAUAGCAUUUUAUUUUAUUUUUUAGAAGCAGUUGCCGCCUUUCUGCCCUUUCAAAAGCUCAUGGACAUCUUAGAUUAAUAAAUAGACUUUUGUGCUGUUUUCUACCAUCAGACAUGUGUCAUGAUUCCCCCUCUAGAGCAAAUCAAACAAAACAGUGGAAACAGCUCAACACAAUUGUCAGGGGUUCAGGAGCAGAGGCAAGGGCAAGGGAGGAAACAGAGAGCGAGGGGGAGGAGGCAGAAGAAAAGAUGAGUGAUGACGACGACCCGAGAUCUCCGAGUCUUUCCAGUGAAUCAGAAGAUUCACAGAAAGGAGCACCAGUGGCCAGGGCAAGGGGGGAGCCUAGGGGGACACCCCAGGAAGAUAGAGCCAGAGGGGACUCAGAGGGGAGCAGUUGGAAAUCGGGACCAACGUCACCGCCAGAGAGCAGGGAAGAGGAAGGGAGCCAGGGAUCAAGCGCUGGCAACACACAACAGGGGGGAGGGCACGAGUCAGGAGUGGCCACACCUCCAUCGGGGAGCGAAGAAACGGUCAGACGGAAGGCGGAAGGUUGGGCGCGCGCGCCAAGUUCAAAUGCACAGGAAGGUGGCGCAGUAGGCAGCCCGGAAAGGGAGCCAGGUCCCAAAGCCCGCCGAAAGGAGGGAGAAGAGUCAGGGGAGUCAGCGUCAGCGUCAGAGGAAUCCCGGAAGGAAGAGACCCCGGGGGGGCAGAGGGACCCAGAGAAGAACAGUCAGGCGGAAAAGGUGGAGCAGGGCUAGGAUAUUAAGUUGGUGUACAAGGGGCGGAGACUCAGACGGAGCUUCGCCGGUCUAAGCAUGAGACGUAGAGUUGCACGCAGCAGCUUGAGAAUGGAAACUGUAACUCAAUAAAGACUUUUGUUUAAUGAUCGCUGGCUAGCGUGAUCCUCUGUGAGCUAGGAUCUGGAAGCAGCUCUGACAGUAAGCUCCGUCUCCUAAAUUGUGGGCAUCUACGGCCUCGCGGAGAGGAGAGAAAGCGGGUGCCUACUAGCGAGCUCACGAACGGCAGACAAUAUGACGGCCGAACAGCAGAUAGCGGAACUCAGAGAAGCAGUGUCACGACUAAAUGCCAAGGCUCUUGCAUCCAGGAAGAGAGAGGAGGACGCAGCUGCCGCCUACAGGGAUCUCCAGGUCAGGUUGGAAGUGCUUACGAAGCAAGGGCAACUGACACCCAAACCGGAGGGGAUUGGGUUGGGGAGACGAACAGGCGGUCUGGUCUCUCACUUCGAUGGGAAUUUGCAACAGUACCCCAACUUUAGAGCAGAUGUAAUGUGUGCACUGCAACUGCUGAACAAAGACUUUAGAGAUGAGCAAGAGAAGGUGGGAUUCAUCAUGUCCCAUUUGCAUGGAGAUGCUAAAGCAUGGCUGCGCAAUUUGUGGAGAGAUAAGGAUCCGGCGCUCCAAAAUGCGGAUGCCUUUAUUAAAGCGAUGGAUGGGUGCUUUUUAUCAAGCAUUGACGUGGAUCUUGCUCGGCAGCAGAUACAUGGACUGAAGCAAGGGAGGGCCAGCGUAAGGCAGUACCAUGCCCGCUUUUCGCUUUGGUCAGUGCUCUGGAAUGGGACAGAGAUUCGGCUCCUGUAAGAGACCUGUUUUGGGAGGGAUUGCACGGCUCGGUUAAAGAUGAAAUUGCGAGGGGGGAGAGACCCCGGACCACGCAGGAGAUCGUUCAGAGGGCGCUGGCGGUGGGGGUGCGGCUGGAAGAACGUCCGUGGUGCAGGGACGAAGGGCGUGGAGGGCGCGAACCAGCCAGGGGCUCCUCCUUCCUUCCCAGAGAAGCAGCGCGUGCGCAAUCCACGCCUCCGCCAGGAGGAGGAGCGGAACCUAUGGAGGUUGGAGGUGCAAGGGCUCAGUCAGCAGCCAGAGCCCUAGCACCGGCAGCAGUGAAAGCGAAGCCUCCUAGAGGGAACAGGAAGUGUUACAUCUGCGAUGAUCCACAGCAUAUGGCGAAAGAGUGUCCCCAGAGGCUCCACAAGCACACUGCAGCCUCAGCAAUGGUAACUGCAGCAACGCAGCAAGGAGAACCACGGCAGGGAAACGACGGAGUCUGGCUGGAGAAAGAGGCACUGGGGCCCAGCCAGACGUGUCAGUGAAGCAGUCCCCAGAGAUUUUACAGCCCAUGGACCCACUCCCGCCCAAACCAGUAGUGAGGCUCACCGCGUCGCUCCAGCUGCCCAAUGGCAUCACCAUGGACGUGCCAAUCACCAUUGACUCCGGAAGCAAUGCGGACUUUAUAGGGCAGGACUUUGUCGACCGGCACGCUAUACAGUUGCUGCCUGCCACGCUGCCCCUGCAGGUUGUCACGGUGGAUGGCAGGGAGCUGCUAGGGGGGCAAGUGGUGAAGCAGACGCCACCAAUGGUGAUGAGACUUGGGAAUCACAGGGAAAUCAUCAGCUUCAAUGUCACUCAACUAUCGGACACGCCCAUUGUAUUGGGCAUGAGUUGGCUGGACAAGCACAGCCCGACGCUGGCUUGGUACCAGAGGCAGCUGACCUUCGGCUCUUCCUUGUGCGCUGAACACUGCAUCGUGCCCCGGCUGGAAGGAGAGGAAGAGGAGUCACAGCUGCAGCUCGGCACGCUGCAAGCGGUUCCCCACAAGUACGCAGCAUUUUUGGAGGUUUUCUGUGAGAAGGAGGCAGACAGGCUACCCCCCCACAGACCAUAUGACUGCAAAAUUGACCUGCUGCCAGGGGCGGCGCUGCCCAAAGGGUAGUUGUAUUCCAUGUCUGAGGACGAACUGCAGGAACUCAAAGAGUUCAUAGAUCAUAAUUUGGAGCGCGGUUUCAUCCGAGAGUCCACGGCAGCGGGGGGCAGUCCGGUAUUCUUUGUUAAGAAGAGGGACACGCCCCAAAAAGACUUGUAGUGGACUAUCGCAUUUUGAACAGCGUGACCAAGCCAUCGGACUUCCCCAUGCCCCGAAUCGACGACCUCCUCGCGAAGGUACGGAAGGGCAGCGUGUUCACCAAGUUGGACCUGCGAGGGGCGUACAACCUCAUUCGCAUGCGGGAAGGAGAUGAGUGGAAGACAGCCAUGUUCACGCCCCUGGGCACCUACGAAUAUAGAGUUAUGCCUUUUGGAUUGCAAAAUGGUUCCCACGUUUUUCAAGCUUUCAUGCAUCACGUGUUGGCGGGGCUCUCUACAAGACGUGCGUCUGUUUCUUGGAUGACAUCCUGAUCUUUUCGGAAUCGCAGCAGGAGCAUGACAGGCACGUCAAAGAAGUGCUGAGCAGGCUACAGCAACAUAGGCUUUACGCCAAGCUGGAGAAGUGCCAAUUCGACGUGACGGAGGUGGAUUUCCUGGGCUACAAGUUGUCUGAUAAAGGGCUCGCCAUGGACAGCACCAAGGUCCGAGCAGUGUUGGAUUGGAAAAGCCCACGCAACCGGAAGGAGGUCCAACGGUUUGUCGGCUUUGCGAACUUCUAUCGCAAGUUUAUCAAAGGCUUUGCCAUGCAGACAGCGGCCAUCACGGACACGCUCAGCUCCAAGAAAAAGAAGUUCAUCUGGACAGAGCAGGCGGAGCAGUCCUUUCAGGCACUCAAGCCGUCUCUUCGCGUCGGAACAGCAACAUCUUCAUUUCAAACCCCUCAGGCCCAUGAGGGUGGUUACAGACGCAUCGGACAGAGCCGUGGGAGCAGUCCUGCUGCAGAAGGACCCGCAGGGGGUUUGGAGGCCGGGAGCGUUUUACUCAAGGAAGCUCAGCAAGUCCGAACAGAACUACACCAUCUGGGACAGGGAGUUGCUGGCCAUUCAUGCAGCGUUCAAAGCGUGGAGGCACUUCCUGAUCGGCGCCAAGCACACGGUGCAGGUCUGCACGGACCACAAGAAUCUAGAGCACUGGCGCACGGCACAGUUCCUGAACCAGAGGCAGAUACGUUGGGCUGAGUUCUUUGCGAAUUUCGACUUCCGAAUAGAGUAUGUCCCGGGGACACCAACAUCAUGGCGGAUGCUCUCUCCCGUAAGCCACAGUAUUUGGAGGAGGCAACGCCAGCGGCCGCCAUGCACAUCUUCGCACCGACAGUGUGGGCGUGCACGGCGGCGACAGUUGACCUGGAGGCGGUGCGACGAGCGUUGCAGGAUGACUCCUUCGCGCAAGCAAAGAUGGCAGAGGCGCACAGGGGCACGGCAGCGACCGACGAGUUCCAGCUGCGAGAUGGUUUGCUCAUCCGUAAAGGGGCCAUCUACGUGCCGGGAGACGAACUUCGCGCCAAGGUACUGCAGCAGCUGCACGACGCGCCCACUGCCGGGCACUUUGGCAAGGAGAAAACGGUGGAAUUAGUAGCCAGAGACUUCUGGUGGCCAGGAAUGAGAGGGGAAGUCGCGGACUACGUGGCGAGGUGUGACACCUGCCAGAGGGCCAAACCAGUGCACAGACCGCCGGCCGGACUGCUGGAACCGCUGCAAACUCCGUUCGAACCAUGGGAGAGAGUGGCCCUGGACUUUGUCACGGAUCUGCCCAGCUCGAGGGGCAAGACGGCUGUGCUGGUGGUGGUGGACUUGUUCUCCAAGAUGGCACAUUUCAUUCCGUGUGCGAAGGUGGCCACGGCGGAACAAACCGCCAAACUGUUCAUAGACCACGUGUUCAAGGUUCACGGUCUGCCGCGGUCUAUUCUGUCCGACCGAGGGCGACAGUUCAUCUCGAACUUCUGGCAGAGGCUGAUGGGCUUCCUGAACGUCAAGAUCAACCUGGCGUCGGCUAGACACCCGCAGACCAAUGGGCAAGCGGAGCGGGUCAAUGCCAUCAUGCAGCAGUACCUGAGAUGUUAUGCGAAUCAACAGCCUGCGACGUGGGUGGAUUACCUGCCUCUCGCCGAGUUUGCCUACAACAACACGAAGCACGUGUCCACGGGGGUCACGCCGUUCUUCGCCAACAACGGGAGGCACCCCAGAACCUUCCCGGGACUGGAAAGAAUGGGGGAGGGGGAGCCGCAGACAGCAGAUGCAUUCGCGUCGGAGUUGCAGGAGGUCCACGAUCAGCUGCGGCGGCACCUGGAGCUGGCUAAACACGCAUACAAGGUACAAGCGGACAAACACAGAAGGGUUGGCGAAGAGAUCCAUGUGGGAGACUGGGUCUGGUUAGCAGCCCACGCAGUGCCGGCCAGGUCGUUGGCGAAGAAGAAACUAGGGCAUAAACAACUGGGGCCCUACCAAGUCGAAGAACAGGUCAACCCGGUGGCUUUCAGGCUGGCUCUUCCGGAGGGUUCCAGAAUGCAUCCGGUGUUCCACAGAUCGGUGCUCACUCCCUACAAGGCACCUCACAGGUUUCAGGAACCAGGAACGGCACCGGGUCCGCUCCGAGAGAGAACCGGGCAGGGGGGAGUGGCACGGGAGGAGCGCAUCAACGAAGUCACGGAGAUUUUGGACUCCAGAUGGGGGGAAGAGGGGGUAGAAUACCUUCUCGCCAAGGAGGGCACCCCGGCCAGUGCCAACAGCUGGGUGCCGGGCUACGCUUUAGACGAACCUCUGCUCAAAGAAGAGUUUCAUGCCCUCUUCCCACAUAGGCCAAUGCCAGCAGACUUUUUCGACGACUGGCUUUUCACGCCCACGCUUUCAGCCAGCACGCUCCGGGGUUCGACUCGGACGAGGAACCGACACGAGACGCCCGUUCCCCGGAGGGGUCACCCUCAGGAUCUGCUUCAGAACCCUCGUAUUGGUGGGAUGAUCGACCAGAGGAGCAGUUCCGUAGAAGGUGGCUGGAGGGUCCAGGACGAGCAACGUCUCCAGAAGGCAACGAGGGAGAGACGGACAUGGACUUUUUCGGGGACGACCCGGGUUUCGAGCACGGCGGCACAGAGAUGGAAGCGGAGGUGACCGUCGUCAACGAGAGCAGGGAGGAAGAACCGGAAGGCUUCAGAUGGCGGCCCACCACGGGAAGCGAACUGUAUCCGACAUUCGUCCCCCUGACACGGCAGCACCCAGAUCCCGCACCGGAAGGAGGGGAGGGGGGAAGAGGGGGCUUCGAGGGGGGGAUGGAUGUCAGGGGUUCAGGAGCAGAGGCUAGGGCAAGGGAGUAAAGUGAGAGCGAGGGGGAGGAGGCAGAAGAAAAGAUGAGUGAUGACGACGACCCGAGAUCUCCGAGUCUUUCCAGUGAAUCAGAAGAUUCACAGAAAGGAGCACCAGUGGCCAGGGCAAGGGGGGAGCCUAGGGGGACACCCCAGGAAGAUAGAGCCAGAGGGGACUCAGAGGGGAGCAGUUGGAAAUCGGGACCAACGUCACCGCCAGAGAGCAGGGAAGAGGAAGGGAGCCAGGGAUCAAGCGCUGGCAACUCACAACAGGGGGGAGGGCACGAGUCAGGAGUGGCCACACCUCCAUCGGGGAGCGAAGAAACGGUCAGACGGAAGGUGGAAGGUUGGGCGCGCGCGCCAAGUUCAAAUGCACAGGAAGGUGGCGCAGUAGGCAGCCCGGAAAGGGAGCCAGGUCCCAAAGCCCGCCGAAAGGAGGGAGAAGAGUCAGGGGAGUCAGCGUCAGCGUCAGAGGAAUCCCGGAAGGAAGAGACCCCGGGGGGGCAGAGGGACCCAGAGAAGAACAGUCAGGCGGAAAAGGUGGAGCAGGGCUAGGAUAUUAAGUUGGUGUACAAGGGGCGGAGACUCAGACGGAGCUUCGCCGGUCUAAGCAUGAGACGUAGAGUUGCACGCAGCAGCUUGAGAAUGGAAACUGUAACUCAAUAAAGACUUUUGUUUAAUGAUCGCUGGCUAGCGUGAUCCUCUGUGAGCUAGGAUCUGGAAGCAGCUCUGACAACAAUGGACGCUUCAAGUGGUUUUCCCAAAUUCAGCUGACAAUACAACUUAUACUGGCUUCUUCAGGCUCACUGUAUUAUUCAACCCCCUAAAUAGAAACUCUCACAACAACACAAAUACAACAGGUGUUGUCUCAAGCACACCUGAUGCAAGUAAUCAAGGGCUUCAUCAGUUGUACCAGGUGAGCUGAAAUACCUGAACUAGCUAGGGGGUUGCAGAGUGUCAAAUUUGGCUGCAUGUUAGAAAUAUGGCUAAGUCAAGAGAAUGGUCCAAGAAGGUAAGAGAUCAUCGCCCUUCACAAACAAGGAGCAGGAUACAAAAAGAUAACAAAGGCACUGCAUGUUCCUAGAGACAUUGUUGGAAGUAUAGUUCGCAAGUUCAGAGUUAAUGAACAGUGGUUACACUACUUGGACAGGGCAGAAAAAGUAAGCUAUUUGGGGCAGCAACAAGAAUUAUGAGAAGGCAGGCUGGGGAAAAUCCUUGGGUGACUGCAAAAGAGCUGGAGCAAGACUUGGUGGCAGCAGGCACUGAGGUUUCAGUGAGCACAGUAAGGUGUGUACUAAAUGCAGAAGAUUUCCAUGCCAGAACUCCAAGAUGUUCACCACUAUUGACCCCAAAGCACAAGAAAACUCAGCUCUGAAAUGCUCACCUGUGUCCUUGGUUUAAGAACAGUCCUGUUUAAGAACGAUUUGGUUUAUGAACUCUGCAAAACCAGAAAUAGUGUACCGGUUUGUGAAAUUUACCUCAGUCUAAGAACGGAAUCCAAAACGGUGGAAGGGCACUGGCAGUGGGAGGCCUCAUUAGGGAAAGCGCACCUCAGUUUAAGAAUGGCUUUGGUUUAAGAACGGACUUCCAGAACGGAUUAAGUUCGUAAACUGAGGUACCACUGUAAAUAAGCCACAGAAGUUCUGGGAUUCUGUUUUGUGGAGCGAUGAAACAAAAUUGGAACUUUUUAGCGCCCCCCCAACCCGCAAAAGAACCCAUUAACAGGCUCCGGAGCAAAGAGGGGGAAGUGGUGCGGUGCUGAGAGUCAACUGCUUCUUCCGUGGAGCAAAGCCGCACAGCCGUUGCCGGAGAGCGCUGCCUUUUUCCUGGGACAAUCUGGCUUCUAAAAUAAUCAUCCGUGAGUACCUAAACUCGGACAAUUGGACUCUAAAUAAGGACUUGUGAGCAGAAAGGAAAAUUGGACUUAAAAGUUUACCUUAAUUUGGCGCUGAAACGGGAAGGUCUAAACAGGAAGUCAGCCUUCUGUUUCUUUGUAGAUAGAUUAAAGCAAAGACAUGGCAAACUAGAGCUCAGAAAAUCGCCUGUAAAAGAUUAACUUUCAUCAUUUAAAAUUGUUGAACCCCCUUCAGAAGCAGGAGAAGAGGGGGGAUUUUUUUUCGGACUGUUUAAACCUGCAGAAGUGAGUGUAAAGUAAAGUAACUUUCCACCGUCCUGAUCCUGGAGCGGGGUGUCAGGACUGACGUUUUUUGAAGCUCAUUGACCAGAGACAACGUUUUUGACAGAUAGCUAUAAGAAGAGAAACUUUGACUCCAUUGUUCCCCUUCGCUUCUUAAAGGAACAAAUAUUGACAAAAUAUCUGAAAAAGGAAACUUUUGUUGCUAGACUUGUCUUUAAAAGAAAGAACAAAUAGAAGUUUUCCCCCUAGAGGGAGACUGUGAAACUGUAACCAACUCCGGGGAGCUGGCAGCUGUUACAGAUUACAAUCGUGGGAAUAGACAUCUGACCUUGCAGGACAAUGUAUUCAGAAGCUCUGUUGUGUGCUUUCUAUAAAACAAAUGCCCUACUGGAACAGCUACAUGAGAAGACGAAUUUGAUGGCUGAUUCGAUUAGAAAUUUUGAACAGGCAGUGGGAAAUUUUGAACAGGCAGUGGGAAAAUAUGUGGAGCCCACCCAGGAAUUAAAUCAGGAGUGUGCCCUGACAGAACAGGCCCAACAGGAACAUGAGCUUUGGAUUUGACAAAUGAACUUGGAAAAAGCCAGAUUUGGAAAGAAAAAGUUUGGUUUGGUUUGGAAAUGGGGGGCUGGAUAGACCCCCCUAUGCAGGGAUGUUUGGACUUUUCAAGUCUGGCAAUGGGCCAUGAGAUGUCUGGGAUUGUGGGGCUCCUAAUUUUGGAGGGAUUUUGAAACAUGUUCUUAAAUACCACAUGGAAUUUAGUGUGGAUUAUGGAAAAGGCGCUGAUCUGUCGAGAAGGGUCAAAAAUAUUGUUAAGCUGGAGUUCCCACGAGUGAAACGAGCAGGAGACAAGGGAAAAUACAGUUACAAAUAUGAAGAAGAGCUGCGGAAGGGACAUGAAAGAGAGCUAGAUCGAUGGGAUAAUAAGGACUGACAAAACCCGGGACCAGGAGGAAGGGACGCUGGAUGAAGAUUGGAUUGUUUUUAUUUCUUUUUCUACUACUAGGAUUGUUUUAUAAAAUUGAUGAAUGUUAGAAAAAUGUUGGAAUGAAAUUACUUGGCUUUAGUAAAAAUGUUUAAAGAAUUAUGUAAGAAUAUUAUGGUUAUGAGAAGUUGGUAAAAAUAAGAUUUAAGUUUUAAGUUUCAAGGUUUUUUAUAGUAAGAUUAAAAUAGUUUAAGGUAAUGUAAUGACAGAAUUUUAUGAAAUAUGGAAAGGAUUUGCUGCAACAAUUAACAACUAGGAUACAGAAAAAGGGAGGAGGAGGAGGUCAAAGAAAGAAGGUAAUGACAGUUGAGGAUUUGAGAAUAAUGGAUUUGUUUUUAAAUGUUUGCGGUGUAUUUUUGAUUUUUGAGAGGGAAAAAUAGUGGAAGUGAACAGGUAUACACAUCAUUGAUGAACACCCUUUGGGUUCGGUCAGUCAGCCAGUUACAAAUCCACUGAGUGGUAGCAUAGUCAAGACCGCAUUUUACCAGCUUCUUUACAAGAAUAUCACGGGGCACCUUGUCAAAUGCCUUGCUGAAAUCAAGGUAGGCUACAUCCACUGCGUUCCCUUCAUCUACCAGGCUUGUAAUUCUGUCAAAAAUGAGAUCAGGUUAGUCUGACAUGACUUAUUUUUCAGAAAUCCAUGCUGACUAUUGGUGAUCACAGCAUUCCUUUCUAGGUGCUCACAGACUGUUUGCUUAAUGAUCUGCUCCAGAAUCUUCCCUGGUAUUGAUGUCAGACUGACUGGGCUGUAAUUAUUUGGGUCCUCUCUUUUCCCCUUUUUGAAAAUAGGACAACAUUUGUCCUCCUCCAGUCUGCCGGGACUUCGCCUGUUCUCCAGGAAUUCUCAAAGAUGACUGCCAGUGGUUCUGAGAUCACAUCUGCCAGUUCUUUUAAUACUCUUGAAUGCAGUUCAUCUGGCCCUGGAGACUUGAAUACAUCUAAACUAGCCAAGUAUUCUUGUACUAUCUCCUUAGUUAUUCUGGGCUGUGUUUCCUCUGCUGAAUCAUUUGCUUCAAAUUCUUCAGGUCGGGCAUUGUUUUCUUUAUCGGAGAAGACUGAGGCAAAGAAGGCAUUGAGGAGUUCAGCCCUUUCUGUGUCCCCUGUUUGCAUUUCACCAUCUUCUCCUCUGAGUGACCCCACCGUUUCUUUGUUCUUCCUUUUGCUACGAACAUACCCAUAAAAGCCUUUUUUGUUGCUUUUAACCUUUCUAGCAAGCCUGAGUUCAUUCUGUGCUUUAGCUUUUCUGACUUUGUGUCUACACGUGCUGGCUAUUUGUUUGAAUUCCUCUUUGGUGGUUUCCCUUUUCCAUUUUUUGUACACAUCCUUUUUAAUCUUAACUCAGUUAAAAGUUCUUUAGAUAGCCACCCUGGCUUCUUUAGGCACCUUCCAUGUUUCCGUCUCAUUGGUAUUGCCUGAAGUUGUGCUUUUACUAUCUCCCUCUUAACAAACUCCCAGCCAUCAUGAACUCCCUUUCCUUUUAGUAUUACUGUCCAUGGGAUCUAACCAGCACUUCCCUAAGUUUUAUGAAGUCGGCUUUCUUAAAGUCAAGAAAUUGAGUCCUAGUAUGCUUGGCUGCUCCUUUCAGAAGAGCAUGAUCACUCACGCCUAAUGAUCCUUCCACUUCUACCCCACUAACCAGGUCAUCAACAUUGGUUAGGACCAGAUCUAAAAUGGCUGUUCCUCUUGUUGCUUCUCCCACUUUCUGGACAAUGAAGUUGUCUGCAAGGCCAGUGAGGAAUCUGUUUGACCUUAUGCUCUUGGCUGAGUUUGACAUCCAACAAAUAUCCAGGUAAUUGAAGUCCCCCAUUACUACUAUCUCCCUUCCUUUUGCAUGCUUGGCCAUCUGUUCCAGGAAGGCAUCAUCUAUGUCCUCCGUUUGGCUUGGGGAUCUAUAGUAAACUCCCACAAUGAGGUCACUGUUAUUCUUCUCUCCCUUAAUUUUGACCCAAAUGCUCUCACUUUGGCUUUGAGGUUCUAAAUCUUGGAUCUCUUCACAGGUAUACACAUCCCUGACAUAUAACGCCACUCCUCCUCCUUUCUUGUCUGGUCUGUUUCUCUGAAAUAGAUUGUAUCCCUCCAUUAUUACAUUCCAAUCCUGGGACUUAUCCCACCCGGUUUCAGUGAUGCCUAUUAUGUCAUAAAUUUAGUUUGCUGUACCAAGAGCUCAAGCUCAUCUUGUUUAUUUCCCAUGCUUUGCGCAUUAGUGUACAGACACUGAAGUCCAUUAAUCAUUCCCCCGUGUCUCUUAUUUAAGGAUUUUUUCCUCCCACCACUAGGUCUGCGUGCUGUUUGCUCCAUUUGGUCUAUGACAUUUGGAUGAUCAUCUUCAUCAAUUGAUAGACUCCUACCUUCAGGAGCACUGUCUCCCUCACCCACAUUAGUCAGUUUAAAGCCCUCCUGAUGAGGUUUCUGAGAUUUUUGGCAAAAACAUUCCUCCCAACCGUUGUGAGGUGCAGCCCAUCGCUUGCCAGAAGUCCAUCUUCAAGAAACUGCAGUCCAUGAUCUAAGAAUCCAAACCGUUCCUGUUUACACCAUUUGCAAAGCCAGUUGUUCACUUCCACUAUUUUUCCCUCUCUCCCUGGGCCACGUCGUUCAACUGGGAGGACAGAUGAGAUGACAAUUUGUGCAUUUAAUUGCUUCAAUUUCCUGCCCAGAGCCUCGUAGUCUCUUUUGAUCUUCUGGAGGCUAUUGCUUACAGUGUCAUUGGUUCCCACAUGAACCAAGAGGAAGGGGUAUUUGUCAGUGGGUUUUAUGAUUCCUUGCAGUCGUUCAGUUACAUCUUGGAUCUUAGCCCCGGGGAGACAGCACACUUCCCGAGACAUCUUGUCAGGCCCACAGAUCACUGCUUCUGUUCCCCUCAGUAGGGAAUCCCCUAUCACCACUACACGCCUCCUCUUAGGUUUGGUCGGGGUUCUUCCGUGACCUGUCCGUUCCAAGGUUGCCUGCACAUUCCCUGAGGACUGACUUUGCUGCUCGUCUUCAUAUACCUGAUCGACUGUAAUGAGGGAGAUCCUCAAAUGGAGUCUGCUCUUCGUCUUCCAUGCUAGGGGAGAGGACCUCAAAGCGAUUGUGUAUUUCUAAACAAUCAGAGCGAACCCUGGGCCUCCUAUUUCUUUGAGUCACGUUUCUCCAUAUAUCUGGCUCCUGUGUUGGUGAACUAGCGUCCUUCUCAGGGGAGUCCCCUGUCUCCUCCUUGGUGGAGACGGUGUGCUCUGUUGCUUCCAAGAAGAGCUCCAGCUCUCUAAUUCUUUGGAGCGUAGCUACACUUUCCUCCAGUUGCUGGAGGACUAAGCUGCUUCUGGCGAACCAGAGCAGCGCACGGAAACGCCAUUUACCUUCCCGCCGGAGUGGUACCUAUUUAUCUAUUUGCACUUUGACGUGCUUUCGAACUGCUAGGUUGGCAGGAGCAGGGACCAAGCAACGGGAGCUCACCCCGUCACGGGGAUUCGAACCGCGACCUUCCGAUCGGCAAGUCCUAGGCUCUGCUCUACUAAGUACUAAAGAUGCUUCCCAUGAAGGGGUUGAAUAAUAGUGAGACUGGAGAAACCAGUAUAAUUUGCAAUGUCAGCUGAAUUUGGGGAAACCACCUGCAACAUUUUUUGAGCUAUUUCAAUUGCUUUUGUUUGAUUUUCUCAUUGCAAACAGCUGAAAGUCUGUAAAGUUUGAAAAUAAUCCUGAUUUGCAAUGGGGUUGGAACAAUUUCAAAUGCAGCUGUAUAAUACAAGAGGAUCCUCACUUAAGAUGUGGAGGAGCUGAGCCUUUCCAGAUUGUGAUACCUACAAUUGCUAUGCACAAUGUGUUUGAGUGCUGUGAUCAUCAGCUCCCCAAAAGAGCUGGGGGUGGGGUUGAUUAGAGGAGCACUCACUCAAUGGUAAAGCCCCUCCUAAUGUACAAAUUUGUUGUUUUAAUAGUAUUUAUAAAAAUGCAUGGAGCUGGGAAUGUGUGACCUGAAAAUUGAGCUAAAGAUAAACUGUUUUGAAGAACUGUACUGUAGAAAUUGAUUGGUUUGGGAAAAUGAGAGACCGCUUUUUUGGCUCAGUGUAACAUAAUGAGAUGCACAAGACAUACUCAUGAGGAUCCCAGGGAAGCAACAGUCUUGCAUUUGAUUUGUGAGAAACUUUUUAUUUACUUCUUUACUAAUUUUCAUUCUGCUCUUCAACCAAGAAGGCUAAAGAACAAAUAAUUAAAUUGCAUGUGAUCUUCAAAUAGCCCUUGUAAGAAAGUGACUAUGAUGAUCAUUUGUCUCACUGCCAUUGCCUUUUCUUGCUCACAGGGCAGCUGCUACUCAUGUCCCUCUGUGAAGAAGCAGGAAGCGGGGGUGGAGAUGACCAGAGUUCUUUUUCUUCCCACAGUGAUUUCUGUGUGUGGGAUAAUUGAAAUACCACACCACCCCCAAACAUGAAUCAUCUAUCCUUUAAAUUAAUUUUGUUUGUAAUUAGGCUGAGCAAUCAUUUAUCUAAAAGUUGCAUAAAAUACAGGGUGCCUUUCAUGAUAUUUGACCUGGAGAGAGGCAAAACAACUGUGCCUUCUACAGACUCACAUAUCUGGAUUAUUUUUAAAUUGAUGUGUAAUUCUUAAAACCUCUAAAUAAUCUGAACAAUUUUAUUUUCAGACCAAUGCAUCCAAGAAUAACUGAAAAGGUUUAAAGUAUUUGGGGCCUUUAACCUUGUUCUACACAGUGGUACCUUGGUUUAAGAACAGUCCUGUUUAAGAACGAUUGGUUUAUGAACUCCGCAAAACCGGAAGUAGUGUUUGUGAACUUUACCUCAGUCUAAGAACAGAAUCCGAACGCUGGAAGGGCACCAGCACCAGGAGGCCUCAUUAGGGAAAGCGCGCCUCGGUUUAAGAACGGUUUCAGUUUAAGAACGGACUUCCGGAACGGAUUAAGUUUGUAAACUGAGGUACCACUGUAUUGUUAUUCCCAUAGUAUGGGUGGGGGUGGGGGUGCUACCCCCGCCUGCCCACCCUAGAGAGUCUACGGAGCAGGCAGGGCUCUGAGAGUCAGCAGUCUUGCCAACCAGCUGCUGGGCAGGAAACAGUUGCAAGGGGAGACUCUGAUCUCUUCCAAAUCUCUCUUCUGAGCCGCUGCUAGGCAGAAGUGUCCUCUUUUGUGAAAGGACAAAACCUGUGCAGCCUCAGAUUUUGAAUCUGGUUGGGAAGUUAGACAAGUUGCACCCAUUUAUGAUUCACCAUCCAGGUGGGGAUAGAAACAUAAGAAACCCUUUCCCAUGUUUGUAUCACCCCAGCUGGCAUGGAAGCCACAUGUUGAGGAUACAAAUCACAAUACCAGUCCAAAAUAUUUCCCUAUAACAACUCAGCCACUCAACCUUCUCAUCCAUUUCCUCCAGCUGCCUAUGUUUAAAUAUGUUUUAGAUUAGAUGUGGGUGAUAGAUAGUUGGUUCCUACUCUGUUCCUCUUUCACUACAUUCUCAUAUUUUGCCAUCUCCUUUGGAAGAUUCAUGGCCUCCAGACUCAGCUUUCUUGUCAGCACCACUGACAAAUAUUUAAUCCAAAAUGCAGGUUCUCCAAGUCAUUUGUCCAGAGCAAUGCCUAUUUGUGUGGCUACUGUCGUUCCCUAUGGGAAAGAAGGAAUUUCUUGAGGAAAUAUGCCUCCAUCAGUGGUCAUUCCUGCAUCCGCCUGGCUUUUCAUUCCUCUGCCAUUGCUCCUUUCCUUGUCCACCCAUCCCAGCUCUUGACCAGCCUUGCACAGCCCUCUGGCUUCUUACUUCCUGCCACACUCCUUUUCUCCCAACAGAUAAAAGUUCUCCUGCCCUUCAUACUUGCGUGAGCUUUUUCUACACACACCUAUUGUUUCUGUAUCCCCAGCCCAGCUUUUCCUUUGGCCUCUUCCUUUUUCUUCUAUACUUCCUCAGUUUUCUGUUUUCUUUGUCCACUGCAUUUUCUGCUGUAUUUUCUCAACUUCCUUGAGUCUCUGCCUCACACAGACGUGGUCAUUAAUGAAUAUUCUAUUGAUAAUUUCCAUUCCUUCCACAGUUAGGGUUUAGCAAAGAGUCCAUGACAUCACAGCUGCUCAGCCUCUCACUGCCAGGAGCUUUAUCACCACAAAAACUCUUCACACAGUUCAACAUAGAAUUCUACCAUACCUUGUGUUGAAAAGCAUUCAUUUUUUGUUUUCCUGAAUUAUUUUGGGUGUCUUUCAGCAUUUUCUACUAUAUAUACAGUUUGGAAGUUUCCAACAUAUAUCUGCAUAUACUAUUUAUUUUCUCUUUAUACUGUGGCAGGGUAUCAUAGGGCUACCGUUAUUAUUUUUUCAGCAAGUCAUGUCCUCAUGCUGUAGUUGCAUAGGUGUCUCUGCCAAAUGAUACAACACAUGUGAAUAAUCCAAGGCUUACUCACUAUCAAAAAUAUUGAAAAGCAUUAAAAAUAAUUAAUUGAGGUUCUGCCCCCCCCCCAGCAGAAGCCUGCCCGCUGCCCCACGAUGUCCUCUUUUUGUGGGAGCAUUUCCUUUCAGUAUUGUUGUUAGAAUGUUUUCAGUUGCUGAGAUAGCUUCCAUUUGAUCAUUGCAAUGGAUUGCUUUGAAGUCAUUUCUGCACGAGGUAAAUUUUUAGCUCCCCAGUUUUCUCCCACCUAUCCCUUAUUUUGCCUGACCAAAGGUGGCAACCCAAAGGUGGCAUAUCCACAUGGAAGUGUAACAGAGAUUAGCAUAAUUCAAGGACAGAGCUGGGUAUGGAGUCCUCCCAGCAUAGAUAAUAUUUGUCCAGCUCCAAAUUGUUGCUGCACUUCUGUGGCAAGAAAAUUGCUGGAAAGAAACAGAUCCCUUGUCAAGAAUCUGUUAGACUGGAGUGAAAGAAGGGAAAGAGUUGUCAGAAGAGUUUUUUGUAUGUAUUUGUCAAACUUAUUGUCAUGUUCUUUUCUCUUCAGGUAUUACAACAACUUUACCCUAUGUACAGAAGACAAGGCUGCAACAGCAAAGUGCUUUUGGCCUAACCCCAUUGCUGAGGGCUUCAUCACUGGAAUCCAUAAACAAUUCUUUUCAAACUGUACUUCAAAAAAAGUGCAUUGGGAAGAUCCACCAGAUAAAAUUUUGAUUACCCUGAUUUUCAUUCCAGUUCUCUUGACAAUUGCCAUGAUUGGGCUAGUGGUAUGGUGCAGUAAGAGAAAUGAUAUUUUAGUGUAG